AUCACGAUCGCAGAAUGUACCGGGACCUCCUCAGCAGUGGAGCCGCGUCGUGAUGACUGUCCGCGGGCAGAGCAGCAGCCUGGUGACGCUUGACAUCUCCUCGCUGUGAAUCUGGAGUCUUGGCACAAACACUCACACACAAAUACUCUCUCUCUCUCUCUCUCUCUCUCUCUCUCUCUCUCUCUCUCUCUCUCUCUCUCUCUCUCUCGCUCUCUUUCUCUCCCUCACUCUCUCACACAGUCAGAGGCUGCGCGCACUUUGCUCCGACACAUUCCUCCGAGGCUUCUCCUUCUUUCCGUCUGGGGAUUUGAAACUUGGGGGACUUUAAAGCGACACAGGAGGAGAACAAAGGGUCGGACGGAUAGUGUCGGUGUUGUGCAUGUAGCGGGCAGGCCGGGUGUCCGUCUGCAGGGCGCACAGCGGUGCUGCUGGACCAGCCGAGGACGCACCAAGUCCCGUCCCACAUCCGCGUUUUUCCUCCGGUGUCCCGCGCUUCAGUCAUGAUUCUCUUGGGGAUUGUGCUCUUUUUCUUCUUCUCAGGUACGUCUUCUAAUUUUUUUUUUUUUUUUUUUGUAUUUCAACUAUGAAAGAGAGAAAUCCAGACGCCUUAGUCUUUGUGCGGAUGCUCUUUGACGCACAGGUUGGAUGGCAGAGAAGGCUGGAGAGCGAAAAGUCACACUUCAUUUGCAGCCUCACAUUUUACUCACAGUAAAGGCAGACCCUCCUGCCUCUCUGUAAUCUGGCUCCUUCACUUACAGCUCCGCUUUUUGGCUCGUUUGGGCAAUUUCACGCUCUCGGGGCCACGAGGAUGUGAAAGAAGUGUCUGACUUUUUUUCUCAUUCCAACUUUUUCUGCAGAGUCAAAAUUGCUCCAUGUGGCCUGAUACUCACUUUGUUAAUCCUUCAAUAUGUUUUUAGUCUCUUUGGCUCUGGUUCUGUACUUUAUAAAUAACCUGUUCUUUAAGUAUUCAGAUGACAGCAGACUACGCCCUUCAGCACCAAAUCCUGACCUCAAACUUUCACAUUUUUGAUGAGCGAAGAAACCAGACUGAAGCUGACCUCUGAGAGACAAGGAUGUAGGAUUUUUCCAACUCACUUGUCAGAAAAUAUCCUAAUUUGUUUUAUUAAACACAAUUUUACACUUUGAAAUCUUCAACAGUGAGGUCUUGAAAUAUAAUUAACUUUAGAGCUAUAUUUGGCUCUGUUUACACUUCAAAGAGCUUUAAAAAGACAUAAAAAAGACAUUUUGAAGUUAGAAAGCGCAAAUAAAAACAGAUGCAGGAUCUUUUUAAAUAAAUCAAAAACCACAGAAACGUCUAUUUAACUUUGAACUGACAGUGUCAAUCACAUGUUAAGGAAACAAAAAGAAAUACAAGAAAAAAGGGGCUAAAACUGCAGUGUUUGGUGGUCAGUAGACGCUCCUCUGUCAGUUUUAGUGAUAACCAUGUUUGAGCAGAUCUCUGCAGCCUGACCUCUGCAAACUAUAAUCUGCUUUGUCAUUUUUUCAUGCUCGUAAGAGUGUUUUUGUCGAAAUUGUGAAUUAUCCUUGUCUGGUAAAGACGUGUUUAAAGAUUUUUUCCAUAUUGUGCAGACGGAUUUUUCACCAUUAAAAAUUUCCUAAAGGCAUCAUCAAUGCCUCAACUCAAUUUCUAGCGAACCCAACAUUUUUGUUGUUUUUUUGUUGAUUCAUUGUUUUCUGAAGAUGCAUUUCCACUCUGGCAGAGUUUACAGAUUCAUUUCAAAGAUCAUUUAUUCAUUCAUGUGUGAAAAUAAUACUCAAGACCUGCUUUAUUUGAGCUAAAUGAGACUGAAAACUCUCUCUAGAUUCCUUGGAAAUUACUGUGGUACACACUUUACUCAAAAAGUUCAUAAAAGCAGAAAAAAUGACUCUUCUUACACUUGCAGUGCUAAAAACUAUUGCUUUUGCAGCUUUAUGAUGAAGUCUUUAAGUGUAAUGAACUGUCUCUUUGCUGUGAGAGUGAUAUUUUCUAGAUUCUGGCCUGGUGUGGCUCAUUUCUCUGCGUUUGUCCUUGCGUUACGGGCUCAGGAUCUGUGUGUGGGAUUGUAAAACAGGCAGAAACCGAAAAGACAAAAGGUUUUUCAUUUACAGAGCUGUAAACACUCCUCAGAGAGUUCCUCUUAAAGUGUUAAUGGUGUUGUAGUAUCCUAAAACAUCCCUUUUGUUAUAUCAUUGGGCGGCGUGUGCACUGACAGGUGUGUGACAGAGAGCUGAAACAAAGAGAGAUUCAGACGGACAAUUUCUACAUUGAGAAAAAGGAGCUGGGUGGAGGUUGUGGUGAUUGCUCUGUAUUACAGACCUUUCAGACCGAGUGUACAGGUCAGUGUGGAGAGGAAGGUCCUAUGUAACAAAGAACUAUCUCACUUUAAAAAAGCGGAUAAUAUUUGUGUCUGUCUUUCUCCUCGUUUCACUCUGAGACUUUAAGUUUUUUCUCUCCUCAUACAUGAGGACACUCUUCAUUUUGGAUGCUUUAAUUGCUGAGCUCCAGCAACGUUGAACACACACACACACACACACACACACACACACACACACACACACACACACGCACACACACGCACGCACACACACACGCACACAGGCUGUAGUUUCAGGACUGCGCCUUAAGUUCAGUGCAGUUUAGAGGUUUGCAGCUUAAAACACACACUUUACAGUGACAUGAGGAACAAAGACAUGAUUAGAGGCAGCGGUGCUCAUUAUUCAAGAGUCAGAAAAGGUGCCAAUAAAAAUCAUUUAAAGAUGGGGGAUCAUGGUCUGCUAUAAAAGGACAUUUUGGACAUUUUUUAAUCAAAGUCUUGGUAAGGGAAGAAAAAGGGUGAAUUCAGGAGUUAUGGGAGUUGAGUGCACUGAUUGUACACGGAACAAAAAAGAGGAAUGUACACUUAUUUGUUUGCAUGAGAGAGCCUGCAUCUCCAUCCUGAGGGGAAAAGGGAGAAAUCCCUCCAGGAGUGGUCAGCGCUAAACCAUGUGACAGGGUUCCUAGAGCCCCUCUGCUUUGUUGUGACAGUUAUGGUUAGGGUCAGGAACAGACACUCAAAUUUGUUACGCCACACACUAAUCCACAUUCAGAAACACAAAAAUGUGUCACUUCUUGACCACUAGGUGGGGCUGUUGCUAACAACUCAGGUCCCAGAAUUGUGGUCCUGAAUACGCAGUCUGGGGGUCUGCAGACAGAUACUAUUCCGGGUGUCUUCUGAUGUUUAUAACCCCUGGAUCUCUGUAGUAUAAGAGUGUCUGCACUGAUGCACUGAUGCAGUGACAUGGUGGUGCUGGAGCUACGUUCUGCACAAACUUGCUUCAUCUUUUGCAGCCUUAAGUAGUUUCAUCCAUGCCAAGCUGACAAGUGAAAAUAUCUUACUCAUUAUCCUGUAGUUUGAGAUACAGAAAUAUCAGAUCAAGAAGUACUCAAACUCAUAACUGCGUCUUUCCCACUGCAAUUAGACUGCUUAAUUAAGUAAAUGUAAACCACACUAAAGAGACUGUUACUUCUAUUUUAAAUUAUGAGUAUUUAUCUUCUUUUAUUCCUACAUAUUUUUAGCUCAUUCAUUAAGUGCUGUCAUCUGUCAUCUGAAGUAUUUCAUAGUUUUAUUUACUGAAUUACUGAGUGGUGUGUGAAACACAGUCUGACUAAAAGUACAGAUUUUAGUUCACUGGAAUGUUAUUGACAAGAGUGUUUUACUCCCACUUGAAAAAAGUUCAAAAUGUUGUAAUUUUUUCUAAUAGUGAAGAUGAGCAAGUGUGGUGUUGCUCUUUUCAAAGCUGCAUGGGACAUAAACUUCGUCAAGCAACUUAGGGUGAGUUACCCAACACAUUUUCAAAAACUACAAAACUGAGUACAGAAACAUGAUGGUAGCAUUUCUUCAGUAUCUGUCAAUGUGUUUUGAACCUGGUACAUCUCCACUGAAGAGAGGAAUCCAGCUCUUUUGUUGGUUUUGGUUCUUGUGACAUCAGAAAGGUCACAUUUGGUUGUUUUGAAGCCACAGAGCUCAGUCUGUGUUUGGUGUUUAGGCCCCAAACUCGUCACUCCUCACUCUAGUUGAGGAGAAUCUGUCUGCAGGUGGAUGCUGCAGAAUAAGGGGUCUGGAUUGUGUUUGGUUUGGCAAAGCCGGAGCAGAGACAUGAGAUCUUUCAGCUUUCAUAAACUACUUAAUCAAUAGUUAACGAAUUAAUAAUAUAAACCUUUAUUGUUGUUUAGUCCUGAACAAUGUGGAAGUGGUGAUAGCAUGGUGUCUUCAGGUCGUAUGGCUGAUAUUACACGUUCAGCUACAUGGCAUGCACACAUCAUGAUAGUGAUGUUCAUACAAUCUAUCAUGCAGCCCUAAUCCGCACCAGUGACUCCAUUUUCCUCCGCGGUCAGCUUGUUGCAGCUGUGCUUUCUCUCCUCCUCCGCUGUAUGUAAUGUUCGGUCGCAUACUGCCACCUGCUGCCUUGGAGUGUGAAGGCAUGUUAGGAAGUCAGUCAAAGCAACUUUUAAGAGCUGUUUUUAUCGAUUGAAACUGUUUAAAAAGGAUAACAGAAUAUUUUAAAAUAUCUCCUCUCUCAGAUAUAUAUUGAGCAUUAUUGGUAGAAUUGUUUGUGGUUGAGGGACUUUAUUAGUAAUUCUAAAACUGCAGCACUAACAGGCUUGCAAUAGCUGUGGUGGUUUUUUAGGGGGGCUGUUUGUGGUUAAAUUGUGUAUGUCUUUGAUGUUACUGUGAAAAAUGAGAUUAAUAUCAUGUAUUUCACUUUUAAAGCUUAAGGUUAUGUGCAGCAUCUGUCUGUAAUUGGGCCUUUAAGAUGCAUAAAAUCAACAACAUAUACACCAGAGACAGAACAAACAAAGUCAAUGUUAACAUCACACAUCACUGAAACAUAAAGACAACACAAGAUGUAAGUAGUCAUACAGUUAAGCCCGAUUAUUAUGCAUGGCUGGGUUAUUUUCAGAGAUUCGUGAUAAUGACCUGAACCGAGGAAUCUGUCAAUCUGAAUGAGGAUUAAUUAGGUACAUUUUGUAAUUUCUCUUUGACUUUCUGAUGUUUCUCAGCAGGAGUCUCAACUCCCUGACACCUGAGGAGGUGCAUUAUGUCUGUAUUUAAAGACAGGUUCAACACGAGCACAUCUAUUGUGUGCGCAAUAUGUGGAUUAAUUUCAGAGUCCUUUUCUUGCUCUGCUUUUGGUUUAGUUUGCAUUUCUGCUUUUACAUCUCAGAGCGGAAGAAACUGGAAGCUGUUUACCCGUUGCUUAAGCUUUUUGUGUGCUUUUUAAAUCUAUUUUCACGCACUCUCUUUGGCUGCUGUUACAAGUGACCCAGGUUAGAGGAGGACUGAAGAGUGUCUCAUGCAGACACGCUAAAAGGAGGGCAGUUACACUCACAUCAUGCAGGAGCAGAGAUGUGAGAGGAGCUUCAAUGAAAAGGCUACACAUGCACACUGAGUCCAUGUCUUUCAAUGCAUAGUCAGUAAUCACAGAAGUUUCUGGUGCCUUAAGUCUCACAUGGUUUCUGAUCUGGUUGAUGUUUGGGUAAGUCAGAAAUUUCUCAUAUUGAGGCUUUUUGCUGAAAAAAAAAAAAAAAAAAAAUUACAGGCCCUGUGACUGCAGGUGUUUUGAUUAGAUACUACUUUAUUUAUCCUUUUGGGAAGGUUCCCUCAAGGAAAUUAAAAAUAUUAUUUUCAAAGUCAAAGUGCCUUUAUUUGUCUCCCAUGGGAGAAAUUUAUCUUGGAUAGAGGGGUCUGCUGCAGACAACCCACACAUUUCACCACAUACUCACACGACAAAAAAAAAAUAAUAAUAAUAAUUAAUUAAUUAAUAAAUACACAAGCAGUAGAUAAAAUACAAAGCAAUUACAUAAUCAAUAGAGAUGCAAAAGUUAAUAAAUAGAUAAUUAGAUUAAUUUUACUACCAUCUGAACUAAUGAGGGAGAAGAAUCACUCCAAACAGUUCAGAACUCAAUAUGAAAACGUACAAAAACAAUACACAUAUGUUGAUGAAAAUGGAGCAUUUUUGUCUCAAAACAUUUUAGUGUCAAAUAUUUGAGGAGUUUUUGUAAGGUGGUUGAAUGGUUGUGCUAAUUGCAGCGUGAGCAGAACCUGCAAAACCACCUGCUCCCUCUACAUUAUCCUGCUCAUUAGAGAUUGACCAAUACAAUGAAUCUUUUUUAAUUCAUAAUUAAAUGCUGAUUAAUGGCAUUUUGAACUAAAAGGCAUCAUUUUAGAAUCAACCCUCGCAAGGCUGAUAUCAUCGGAAACCUUUUUGUAUGAAAACAGUUUUGAGAGUCGGGACUGUGGCUGCUGGAGAACAGUCUUCAUGUGUUCGGUGUUCUGUGUACACCACAUUGUUGAAGACCACAAAACUGGGAAGUCUGUCUUCAAGUGUGCUUUCUGAUCGCUUCAAAAUCUGUUAAAAAUGUGAAAUUGGGGUGCCUGGCUUUAGGGAUGCUCUCACCAGCUCUGCUGCUGGUGCACGGAUUGCAGGACAGUAUGAUCCCAACUUUCCCUAAUUGGAGGUGGUGUGGGUCCAGUCACUCAUCAGGCUGCUCCCAUACAUCUUUGCUGCUGCUGCCUGAGAAGGAGACUAAUGUGCCACAAGGUCAACAGGCAGAGUGGAAAUGUACUUGAUUCCUUUAUGUGGGUUGAUUUAAUGACAGGUGUGUUCAGGUUUUGACCAGUCAGAAUUACUGAGCCCAGCUGGGUGACUGGUGAGAAAGCAGACAAAUAGUCAUAGGCAUAAUGUAUGUGUGUCCUCAGUCAGUGAAAGUAGCUCCUACGAUACUGCCAUCACUGUUCAAUGAAAUAAAUCUGCAGAGUUUCUGUUGUUGAUCUGUGCAGUCAGGUAAUGAUAGCUUACAGUUUUAGUUAAUGUAAAAAAAAACCUGACAAUGAAACCAAGGGUUUACGCUGUUGUAUACAACAUUAUGUUUUUGUGUUUACAAUACCAGUAAUAAAAUUAGAGCAGCAGGAUGGGGCACUUUACUGUAAAAUCCACCCACUUUGUGAGACCGACAGCUUUCUGGGGAUAAACUGCAUUUUUGCAACACUCAGGGGCUUUUCUAUGCCACAGAGAAAAUCCAUGUAUUUUUAAAUACUAUCCAAAUCCAGUCCCCCAUAAACAAGAGCAAUCUGUGAUGAUUUAUGUGUUAAUGGUUUAGAGAAAUUGUAUAUUCUAUGUUGAGAGCUGACAAUACUAAAACAGAGGCUGCCAUAUUUGUUUUGGUCUGUUGACCAAUCAGAGGCUGUCACUGCAAUUAGAUGACCUCUAAAGGUCCAGUUAGAUGCCCUGGCAGCCUGAAACAGGUGCCACAGGUGGCUUUCACAAUAGAUACACAAAGAUAGAAGUUCAAACUUUUUCUCCUGGUUCAGUUUAUUCUAGUAUUAAGAGAUCUGUGUGCUUUAUGCUCACUAAUUCAUGGAUGCCUCAUUUUUGAUCAUUUAUAAAAUUUAUCUUUGAUAAUAUCACUAUUGAAUUUUUUUUAAUUUAAUCAUAUUAAACCAUCAACUAGUCCCGUUUUAUUCAAUUCGUCUAUCUUAUUGUUAAAUAUUAUUAAAAUUGCUGUCAGGAUCAAAACAAGGUUCUGUCUUCAGAUAAUUUAGCUAAAAAAACAGACUUAAUAUGGAUGUUGAAAACUUAAGAAUUUCAAUAUGUUUCCAUUAGAUAGAUAAUAACAUGAAGAAAGUUCAAAAACAGUGAUUUGAAAGAACAUUUAUGUGAUUUUCAGUUGUAGAAAGAACACAAUCACCUCCUGUGUACCACAGCUGGAGCAAACAUCUGCACUAAGGUUAAAUAAGCAGACCCCCAUCACAGACCACCAUUUGUCGUAUUGGUUGUGUGGCAGUGUGCAUACCUGGAGAGAAAUACUAUAUUACAAAGUAGAUUAUUGAACAUCUAUCUGAUUUAUGAGUAAAACAAUGCUCCAGUAUUAACAUUUAAAAGCAUUACUGCUAAUGCAUUGUUAGAAUUUGCUUAUUCACUUUAAUAAUGGUAAAACUAAGUGGUGGUAGGUUUUUUUUUGUGAAAAACAAAGUUAUUUUAUAUUUUAAUUAUGUCAAAGAAAUGUGAACUUUUAAAAUUAAAUCACAAAUACAUGAUUGAAUAUUAAUUUCAUUGAUAAGUGAAAUAAUUCACACAUAUUCUAGAAAUUUUGAAGUAUUUCUCAUAAUUAAUUUUAAUUUAGCUUUUGAAUUUAAUUCUGAUAAUCAGUUGCUUCCACAGCCAUGAAGUUCCCAAUAAAAUAUAUUUAAAAGUAAUAUUUCAAAAAGAGGAAAAAGAUAUGACAUAUUGCUUUGAUUAUGAUAGAGAAGUAUCCUCUUGAGUCCUGGUUUAUUUUGAACAUACCUGACCUUACACCUGUUCUUAAUGACUAUUUUAACAUUGUGAUUUCAAGAAACAGAGAGGAACGAACCACUGUGUCAUACUUUACAGAGGAGGAUUUUCUCCAUUCCUACAGUUAUGCUUGUCUUCAAGAAAAAAAAAAAAAAAAAAAAAACAGGCUACAUGUAAAUAAAGAGGGGUGUAUUGUGGAUUUUAUUUGCAGGGUUUCCUUCAGUGUGACUGUAGUCAGACUGAGAAUUUGAAGGUGAAUUUUUAAGUCAAAGGAGUCCAGAUCAGGAGGUUUUGUUCCUGUUUUUUCAGACUUAUUGAAAUGAUCCGUGUUACUCCAUGCUAACAGCAGAAGUUCCUGUGGUGUUGGAUCCGUCUGAUCUGGAUUCAGACGUCCUCUCUGAGCUGCAGCAAGAUAAUGAAAUUCCCUCACUGAGGCUUUUAUAGGAUUCAGUCUGUGCUGCGGCGUGGCCCGCUCUGUUCAUUAGCCAUGUUAAUGAUUGUCCAGUGUGUAGUGACACUGUAAUGUUGAGUGACAGGCUGGUUUAUCUCCCCGUCUCUCUUCCUCAGGUUUACCUCCCCCUCCUCCCCCCCCCUCUCCUCCUCCAGGCUUUCAGGUCGUGUCUGAUUUUCUUUUUUUUCCAUCUCAAUCUAAAUUCCCUCUUGGAUUCAGCGGCGCGUCAGAAUAAAUUGUUCGAGUCGUUCAAUGAGGAAGUGCAGUCAACCGACACCAGUGUGCAAACACAUUUGGAGCGGCGGGGGUUGACGUCUUAUCGGGGUGCAGGCAGGUGUGAGUGUUUGUGUGUAUUUUUUGGGAUGGGAGGGUGCGUAACAGGACUCAUUUUACCCUGAAGCCACUAGUUGGGUUUUGAGGACCCAUACUGAUACUGAUACCCUGGGAGCGAAGCAGCCUAGAGGGAAUAUCAUAACACCUUAACAAACAGUCUCCCUCCUUUUCCAUUCUCCUUAGAAGCCUUUCUCAGUUUCACACUCAGAAUAAGAGGAUCCUUCAGAAACCGACUUUUUACUACAUAAGUAAGAGGAGGUCAGUCAUUUAAGCCUGAAAACUUAAGUCUGUGGUUGGAUGUAUGAGGCGUGGACACAGGCUUUAAGUGGAAGGGUUUUGUUCUGCAAAAGAGAAAGACUGUGUAUGCUCAGACAAUUGAACUGUAAAAAUCUGACCAGGACCACAAAAAGAUAGAAUCUGAAAUUGGUAAUGAAAUGUAAUAAACAUGAAUAUAUACAACAGAGGUGGAUCUUUAUGUAUCCCAAAUCAUUAAAGCCUAAAUUUAAUUGAAAAUAGUGCAAAGAGAGCAUUUAAAAUGUUGGAACUGAACAUAUUGGGAAGAGUAUGACGGCUCUGUGAGAUACUGUGUGAGCAAUUAGUUCAACAGUUUUAGAGUGAAAUGUCAAAGAAUGAGUGGAUUUGAUCUUCAUAGUAAUAUUAUUAAACAAUUCAGAGAAUCUGGAGAAAUCUCUGUACAAAAGGGCCAAGGACCAAAAGCAAGACUGGAUGGCCCUGAUCUUCAGGCCCUUAGUCAGCACUGCAUUAAAGGUGGGGUAGGCAGGAUCUGAGGAAGUGCCAGUAUUUGGGAGAAAUCUUGAAUGUAAACUCUACCCCUCCCAACCAGUUUUCCCCUCAGCUCCUCCUCUCUCCUCCCUUUCUGCUCCAGCAAGCCCCGCCCACAAACAGACGCUCCUUCUCGCUCGUGUCGUUUCAAUUAAAUUCAGAUAUAAUGCAGAUAAAUACUUCAGAUAACUACAAAUGGGGCCCAGUCAACGUGCAAGUAAAACACAUUGGUGCUGCUGUAGAUGCCAACAGACUAGCAGCAAACACAAUAUUUGCAGGACUUCUACAACUAGGAUAAAGUGACGUACUCCAGGACCCGAGGUGAACAGUUUAGCGGCACUACAACACGCAGCAGGUCCCGUUUGACAAGAAACACUUCUGUUACAGACACUUGCCUUACUUUGUUAAAACGAUUUACCUGUCCAGCAGAAAGGUUACAGGGUCCAUAAGAGCCUGAAGCAUCCCCAAAGCGUUUUUGCUUCAUUUUUAAGUGCCUGUUAUUCUGCCAGAGUCUCUGGUAUUUACUUCGUUUUCUUGUUUGUGUUGGGAGUAAUGGCCAAAGGAGGAUUCAGAAAAUGUUCUAUACUUUCUAGUUGCUUUCUACUGUCUGUUAUUGUAGCACGCUACAAUAUCUGACAGUAAGCAUGUGAACAACACAAGGGAGCAGCGUCUGCCUCACAACCAAUCAGGUUAGGGGAGGUGGAGAACGGCUUUGUUUACAGUCAGAAGGAGCAGGAUGCUCAAAAAAUUUUAAAUGUUGACUACACAGACAUAACAAAACACAGCGAUAUCCUGAUAUCCCCAAAUGUCAUCAAUAACUAAUGGCUAAUAACUGAUUUUUAAAGCUUUUUGUUUACACACCACAAAAAAGAUGCAUCUUUAACGGAAUCCUGCCUACCCCACCUUUAAAACAGAAAGGACUCUGGAGUGGAAUUUAUUGCAUGGGCUCAAAAUCACGCUCAAAGUGAUUGUGAACAUGGACUGGGGGGGAAGUUGUUCUGAAUUUGACAGUCAUGUUGGAGAUUAUGGAUGAAGCUUCCUUUGCUCUAAAGAAUAGAGGGACUAACAGUCUUGUCAUCAGCUCAAAGCCAGCAUCCCUGAUUGCAUGGGGAUCAUCAGAGUCCAUGUCAUGGGCAGUUUGAACAGUAUCUAAACAAUCUCUACAGGUUUAGGAGCAACAUCUGCUGCCAUAUAGACAAAGACUUCAUACUUCAGCGAGACAAUGACAUACCACAUUCUGCAGGGAUUACAACAGCGUGGCUCGGUAGUAGAGGAGUCCUGCUGAUAAACUGCCAGAUUUAAGAAGGGGACAUUUCACUUAAUCGAUUUUUCAACAAAUGUCUCUUCAAAGCUACGCAGAGCACUUUUUCUUAAUAUACCCUUUUUGCCGGCAUGGUAAUCUGCCAUGUAGGCUUCAGACAGUGCUGAGAGGAUUGUAAACAGAGCGCCGCCUCCUGGGUGACUUUGAGAUGAUGACCUUUCUGAAACAUCCCCAACAUUGUUUUUCUGCAUGGUAUGUUCUGUUAGAGUCAGUUUCAACUCAGCAUUUGUGAGAAAACUUUUAUGUCAAUACUGAUUUACAGUGUAUCUGUGUUGGUUGACUGAUUUAUUAGUUUGGCUCCAGUUUGCCGUUGAGGCCCUGAGGCUGUAGGGCGAUCUGCCAGAGGAGAUCAGGUCACCUGAGUCAGUGAUCUCCUUUUUCUUUCUGCUUAAGCACUCUUUAAACAGAGAGCCUUCCCUGAUUUACCUGAGUCCAAGCCAAAUUAAAAAAACAGAAAAUGUGUCAUAUAUUUGGAAUAUUUAGACGUUUAUUUCCCUCUAGUCUUUUCCAAAAAACAAACACCGAUCAUACCCAUGCAGAACAGUGAUGUCGGGACAUUAGUCAGGGUCUGCACAACUCAAACAUAUUUUAUUUCAUCUAGUGAACACAACCUUUCUGCAGCACUGCAGUACUUAUUCAACAAGCUGAAUGGGAAAGAGUGAAUGUUUACAAAGUGCUUUAUCUAGUUUUCUGACCAUUGAAAGUGCUUUUACAGCACAUUAAUCCAUUCACACCACAUUCACACACUGUUGGGUGCAGUCUGUGGAGGCAGUUUAGGGUUAAAUAUCUUACCCAAGUGCACCCUAGUAUGUGGACGGGUUUACCUUUAUUUAAUAAUUGCUGAUACUUGGUGACUCAGACAUGUUGUUAGUCAGUGAUUUUGCAGUGUUGCAUUGUGGUUGAUCGUUAACACUGAUCUUGUUUGCGUUUCUGCAGUAGGCACUUUGCAGGAAACCUGUCGGCUCUGUGUCCGCUGAACUUGUGGCAUGAAUCCCUUACGAUAUUUAUACUUGACCAAAAGUAUACAGAAAUAAGACAGACAGGGUUGUGCUCACUCUACAUGAGCUUAGUUUUCAGUUCAGUUCAGUUUUUUUUUGUCUCAUACUUAGCAACUUCAAAACACAAAACAGUCAGACUAACAUUUUCAGAUUAAUUUAGCUUUGACCUUCAUAUUUUCCUGGGUGCAUCUUGAUCUUUUGUGUGAUCAAUAAACUCUUAAAUCUAACAUCACUGUUUCUGGUGUGAUGUGUCAGAAGGUGAAUAGUGCUCUUUUAUUGCUCUGUACGUCACUGUGUUGGAUCAAUUUUGUUCUUACUCUUGGUCAUUUAAAUUUCCUUUGGUACUAUAUCUUGUAGUGUAGUCAUUUCCAUCUGAGCUGAAAGAUAAUCCUUCAACAAAAUGAACCUUGUCUUUGUGGCAGCAGUAUCUCUGAAGGCAUCAUAGUGUUUAUGAUGGAUGCUCAUUUGUAUCACUUAUCCCCUAAAGGCUCACUUAUGCUUGCUAUACGUAUGAAAAUGUACGCGUCCAUUUCAAACGAUAACUCUGUCACUGCCCACAUACUUCCAUGCGUCCUUUGGAUGUUAACCAUUACAUCCACCAGGGGGCAGGCUGGAGUCAAAAGUUUCUGACAACAACAAACAAAAAGAAACAUGGCGACUGUGGAAGAGCUAGUGAUAGUGUAUUUUUUGCAUAAGAGACAGAAACAAAGGCAGUAUUGGAGAAGGUGGUGGUCAGUCAGGCCACUAAAUGCCUCGCAGUUGGAGGACGGAGAGUUCUUUUCUCUAGUCAUACCGAUGACAGAAAUUGGCGACAAUCGUCAUUUUCAGUACUUCAGGAUGGCCGUUGGGGCAUUUAGCUCCCUCCCAAUUUCCUCCCAGAUGUUCUGGAGUUUAUUUUUAUCCCGGUGUCCUGGAUAAGUUUAAUCAUAUAUAUGUUUGUAGUCACGUACCUGCUCACACAACCUUUCCUCAAAAAGCCCCGCCAUUAUCUUCUUCAUUUCCCUCUAGAGAUGCGUAUCAGGUAGUGACAGCUGCAACACUGCCCCCACAGUUUCCAGUGGUAUUGCUCCGUCUGGCCCCUAUCUGUAAACUUCAAGGAUAUGUGCAGAAAUACGGACGAAAAGAAUGCGAAGCACGGACUGAGAGCCCUGUACAUGUCUGUAUCCGUAUGAAACGUUGAGCAUAAAUGAGCCUUAAAAUUGUUUUUGUGUGGUCAUAAGAUAAAAGCUGUGUUUCAAAAGAAUACAGAAAAGUUAAAGGUAAUCUGCUUACAGUCAUAAACAACAAAAUACAUUUAUUAGCAACAAAGCUGUAGAAAAUUCAGACAUGAGUAAAAGUAAAUAACCAGGAUCUUAUUGCUUGUAGAAAGGUGAUGAAGUAUAUACUUCUGUUAGCUGUAUAAACCCCCAGAGGGAUCCACUGAUGUAAAUACAAAUGUCAAUAAACUAGUUCACAUUCAUUGUGUUUUAGUUGCACCUACAUUAGCCAUCAGUGGAGCGUCUUAGACUUCAAUUCCUACUCCUCAAUCUCUGACAUUUCCUAAAACUAAGUGGAUUAUUAAAUUCUGCUGCAGAGUCAUUGACCGAUAAAAGAGCUGAAGAUAAAGAAACACUCAGUAAACUAGCACACGCUGAAAGUUUUACCUCUCUGAAACUAAAUAGGGUUUUAGUCCAGUGGGAUUGUUCCUGAUUUGCCCAUAAAACUUUUUUAUUGGCACCACUUACAACAUCUGCUGGAAGGCAGACAAAUGUAUCGUUGGGUGCCGAAUGUCUGACUUCAGUUGCCGUAAUACAGCACUGGGCGAAUCUUGAGACCUGACAGACUCUACCCUGAACAAUGCUCAUGUUUUUGUUCUUCUUCAUGAGUUGAGAAAUGAGCUGCUUGGUUCACUGUUCACCAAAAUAUGAGCAUGUAAAGUGAAGGGUUCAUUUCAGCAACAGAUCAGCAUCAGGUAGGAAAGACAAGACACAGGUGAGCUGCCUCACUGCUUUUUCUGUUCAGGGUCACGGCUUAAAGGUACAACUCACUUUUAAAAGUACAGCUCUGUUAAUCCACAAUUCAUGCAUGAAAGGGUUAGGCACAUCUAUUUUCAGAGGUCUAAAGUGCUUUAUCGGUUUUGUUUCGUACUAUUAUUAUUAACAUAAAAGGUUUUGUUGCCGAUAAUAAAAUCUUUGUUUUUAUUAUUUUAAUGUUUACCCCCCAGUCUCUGCAUAAACACACUCUGCUGUCAUGCCUCAGAAAAUGCCAACCAAACAACACACCUUUUAGUUAUUAUUCCACAGCAGCGUGAAGGUAAGGUUUGCCCUGAACAACAGGGGACUUCAAGUGCGACAAAGAGAGAGAAAGAGGGGACAAAAUAAAGAGAGAGAGAGAGAGAGAGAGAGAGAGAGAGAGAGUCUUAUCAGUAUUGAUCCCCAGUGACUGACGAUGACAUCUAUGAAGAGCAAUGAGGCUGAAGAAACAAGCCUCAUAAACCUGCUUUGAUGAAACAGAGCGGCAAUCAUCGCAGGUCAGCAGAGAGAGAAAAUAGAGUGAAGGGAGAGAGAGAGAGAGAGAGGGAGAGAGAGAGGGAGGGAGGCGGGGUUAUUAGAAGUGAGUGAGGUGAGGUGAACUUGGAGAAAGAAGUGAGGAACCCAUCUCCCUCUUUCUGUCACUUUUAAUGAAAAAUGAGUGCCUCACCUGGACUCCAUCCACCUGGUUCCAUCUGAUCUGGGUGCAGAAGUGUGAGUGUGUGUGCACAUGUGACUGAGUGUGUAUGUGUGUGUAUUAGAGUUCUUCUCAAAGGGGAUGGUGUAUCCAAGGGGCUAGUUUGGAGGUCUUCUGUGUGUUUUGUUGAUAACUGGGAUUUGGAACUCAAACACAGGAGCAGCAGAUGGUGUGUUGGCUUUAGCUUCUGUGUGUGUGUCUAUGUGUGUGUGUGUGUGUGUGUGUGUGUGUGUGUGUGUGUGUGUGUGUGUGUGUGUGUGUGUGUGUGUGUGUGUAAACAGGCCUUAGAUUGAGUGCUCAGAGUGUGUGUAUUUGUGCGAGUGUGAGUGUGUGUGUCCUUACCCUAACUCAGUGUCGGACACGAGUCAGUGGUCCCUGAAGGUAGGACUGCUCUCUGUGGUCUGAACGAACUGAUCCCAGGUCAGCCGCGGCCUGACCUCAGGCCCAUCUGCUCUCAUGAUGACAGAUGUGUCAGGGGCUGGCUUCAGAUCUGUAAGUCUCUCUCUGACAGACUGUACUCCUGUUUGCUUGAGGAUCUCAAAUAGACAUUAAUUUGGUUCCUCAAACCAGGAAAUAUCAUAUUCCUCAAAUAUGUUUUCCAUCAUAAUGAUUUAUUCUAAUAAUUUUUAAGUAUUUCCAGAUGUAGGUUUUUCUGAGAAGUGUGGUCCAAAUAAGUGAAAACCCUUCUUCCUUGCCUGUCAUGUGCAUUUGUAGAAUUUCAUGAGGAUCAGAUCAUCAGGAGAGCAGCAGCAAAGACCUUCAGGAUACAGAGCAGAGCAAAAAUCAGCAAUGAUACUAAUGCUAAGAUUUUGAUUUAUGAGCUGUUGACAACCUGACAAAAAUAUUACUUUCUGAUUGUACCCUGCUCAAUGGCAGGGCUAAUAGAUGAGGGAGUCUUAUUGAACCUUCGGCUCUGGAGAGAUUUUAUGUGAUUUUAUGGCUCUUAACGAUUGGCAUUUUUAGUACUUGAUUGUUGUAUUGUUGUUUUAUGUGUGUCUUAUCUGGACGGCUGGGUUCCUGCCUGCAAACAAAAUUUACCGCAAGGUAUAAAUAAAGAAACCUUUGAACCUUUGUAUCAAUAAAACAAUAAAAUAUUACUCUCCCGUCAGCGGACAAAGUGCAAAAAUCUGCAGUGUAUGGUCUGACCUCUUUGCUGGUUUGGUCCUGUUUUAGUCAUUUUCCUUUUGAAAAACUUGAAAUUCUAACAACUUUCAAAAGAAAUUAUAGUGAAUAAUUUCUGAGGUAAAUGUGGACACUGAGAUGAAUGCUCGGGUUGAAGUUGAGAAAACUGUAGCCUUGCUUGGGUGCUGGUUCUUUCAACAGCUCCUCAUUUAAGGGGCAGAACUAACAUCCAUUGUGGCUAAUACACUAACAGGUGACUCAUACAACCUCACCACAGAGAUACUGAAGUACUCCUCUAAUGCACUUUCUGACAUCACUUUCAUUUUAAGCUGCAUGACUGAUGCUUUUCCCGCUAAUAUGAUCUUAAAUACACUGAUUAGUCUGGUUAUGAAGACUUAGACCUGCUCCUUUCUGAGUCAAAUUUAGGUGUGACACAAGGUUUUUAGCUUUACAACUUUAUCGGCCAUCAGAGCAUCUACGCUUAUGGUUGUAUAGAGAAGCAGAGAAAGCAAGCGCUCUCAUUAAUUGCUGGUGUUAUUGGCUGGGAAAAAACUUGAGGAGGGUUUACCCAAUGACUGAAAGUAGGAGGCGGAGCUCUUGAGAAGCAUGUAAGACAGCCUGCCUUUGCUCUGACCUAGGGCCAGGUGAUAAAACUAUAACGAUACAUGUAUAUUGAAAAUUAAUUUCCAUCAAUAUCAAUAUAAAGCAUGGUCAGUAUCCUUUUCGAUAGUCGGCGUUCGGCCAUGUUUUGGUAGGCUAUAUGAAUAGCCAAUGAAAAGUGGAGUUGCUCUGGGUCCACUUCACGUCGAACAUCAUCAACAACACUGACACAAAAAUGUCGGUAGUGCCGAGGUAUUUUGUUCUUUUGAGGUUGGACAUGAAGCAGAGUAAUGUGCACCAGUGGCAGCUGGUGAGAAAAAUCAUAGAUGGGGCUGAAGUUUUGGAAACCGGAGCCCUGUCGGGGGGUCCGGGGGUAUCCUCCCCCGGGAGAUUUUUUUUUCAUUCUCAAAAGGUAGAUGAAUCAUUCUGAUGCUUUCUAAGAAAAUAACUAAGGAAACAUACGAUGUUGACCUACAAAGACAAAUGUGGUGGGGAUACUGUAUUUCAACUCAUUAACAGGGUAUUAUAGCCGACACACAGCCUACCUACAGUCAAUGUAAUCCAAUGAUAUAGAAACUGACAGUAGCAGUGUACUCGUGUACAUCCACCUGCAUCUCAACAGGUUAGGCUACAGCAAAGGAGCACACAAAGACAACAGCAGAAAAAUAGUGAAGAGCAGACCCACAUCUAUAACAAAUCAGGCUGCAUAUCAAAGUGGUCAGCCAAGGAAAACAACACAAACAUCUGCUUUAAAUACAGAACAGUUUUACUACAUUUGAUAUUUCAGUUGAACUGAAUUGAAACUGGGUGAACAAAUACAGGGUUCCCACUCUUUUAUAGAAAUCAUUUUCCAGGACUUUUCCAGGAUGUUUUCAUCCUGCCUUGAAAAUUAUUGAUUUCUAACAUUGUGGCAUGAACAUUGUCUGUUAGCUUUCUUUUUAGUCUGGCUUUUAUGUAGUGUCUCACUAUGAUAAAUUUAUGGUUUAUAUUAGGUUUUAAUCUUUACAUACACUAAUUUUCUACAAACAGAUUUUGUUGAGUGACUGUUUCAGUAGCUGAAAUUUUAUUUUGCCAGCUUUAUAAUUUCUUUUUGUCACCAUUAAUUUACAUGGGAAACAAAAAAGGGCCUUACUCUUCGGACUUCCAGUUAGCCAUGCAAUGCAUUUAUACCAUGCUCUUGAAAAUGCCAGUAUAUAUUGUCUGCUCUUCUCGGUGGUCACUUGCUGAGUGGCGACGUCUGGUCGAUCCGGACCGAGCUCUUUCAGCUUUAGUUAGUCCUGCAGAGUUCUCCUCCCAAACGGGACCUACUUGAUGGACAGCGCAGCGUUCUCUGGCAAAUCACUCGGUAGGGGGUUUGCGGUAGUCAUUCCCACGUCCUCUGUCAUUAGCAGCCAAGUGCAGAGUGAGGGGCGGACCAGCUCUGAGUAGAGCAGCUAGCUACGACAGACUCACAUUGUAGCUAUGCGUCUGUUUGUGGCCAAUCUGGUUAUGAACGUGCUUACGUCAUUCAAAUUAGAGACGCUUGGGCGCUCGUCCCUGGCACCCCUUAAAGAUAUUUUUUUUAUGUAGCUAGGAUAAGCUAACUUGUUAAUGCAGAACUGUGAUCUAAGCAUGCGUGAGGGAGCAGAAAGCUUGGGCACUGGCCCGUAGCGCCCCUGACGCUCAUGCCCAACUGUGAUCUGAGCAUGCGUGAGACAACAGAUGUUCCGAGUCCGCCCCGGUGCUGGGUGGAGAGAUCGCUAACGGACUGAAAUACACAUUUAAUGGAAUGAUUAAAAUGAAAGCGCCAUUUCCUUACUUUGAGAAUAAUUUUCAGGGAGACAGCAGACAUCUCUUUUUGCUCACGCAACUCAGGCGGGGCUCCGCCCGCAGCGCCCUCGUAUACCGGCCGCCACUGAUGUGCAUUGCAAAUUAUGUCAAGUACAUGUUCUCGCAAAGUUGGGAAAUACCUCAAAUCUUUUUCACCACCUGAAGCAGUGCCACAUGGCGGAACACGCGCAAUGCAAAAGGUUACAAACCCCGAGUAGGGCAAGGAGUCCUUGGUGCCUGUGCAGCCGAAACUGCCGACCAUUCGGUUUGCUUCCUUUAGCGCAACGCCUUACAACAAAAUGUUAAAGAGACGCAAAGACCUCACAGAUGCAGUAGCUUAUUCUGUUGCAGAGAACAUGCUACUAAUAAGCACUGUUGAAUUUCAUUUUUUAUAGCGUGAUAUAUUUCGAUAUUGACUGAUAUAAAAAAAUAUAUUGUGAUAGACUUUUUCCCAUACCACCCAGCCCUUGAUGGACUGUGAUGCCAUGAUAUGGCUCCUUACAUCAUGUUAGAAAUGAUACUGGUGUUACUGUGGACAGUAUGACACAGCACAGACUUAAAACAUCUUAUUUUGUACCUGAUGUUUGCAGUACAGUCAUUUACUGGUUGUAACUGAGCUCUGAUGAACUUAAAAAAUUACCAUCCUCCUUUGCUUCCCCAUUGCUGUCGUCUCUGCUCAGGUUGAAAUCACGACAUCAGGCCUCCCGCUGUGCUCCCACUGCAUGAUUUUAUUUUUGUGAACAGUGUGUAACUUUAUGUUAUCCUGCAGGCCUCUGCAGACCUUUUUCUGCCGUUUUCUGGUAAAGAAAAAUUGAUUUGUGAAGCAGAGCACUGGAGGCAGCAGCUUCUUUAAUACACAAUGACACCGCUGGAGUGCUUUUGCAAAACAGAAGGAAAAAUUGGAGGCAUUCAUCACAGUCUGAGACCUUUGCAACCAUUCAGACAUUAUCCAUUAUUUUGCUCUUUGAUCACAAUUACACCAAUUAUACCUCCUCUAUUAGCUCAGUUUCUCCUAAACAAGUAAGAGGAGGAUAAGAAAGGAAAGGCUCAGUGAUUCAGAAGCGCCUAGUGUCUGUGAAAUGUGAUUAGAAAUGUGCAGGUGACACGCUGACUUCCGUACAAAUGAUUCUGGUUAAUGCUGGAGAGGAAAGAGCACCGGGGCGCCUCAUUGAGUGGCAGAGAGAGGAACCCGAGCUCGGCUCAUGUUGUUGAUUUUCUGCAAACUGCUCCACACGCUCCUGCUCCCACCGUCUUUUUUUCUUUAUCAUUAGAUUGGUUGACCUACCCCUGUGCUGCAGAACUAAUUUUACCAAUAUGAUGAAGUUUUUGCUCUGUUAAAAGGUCACACAGACUCCAAUUAUUGGAUCUCAACUUAGGCUCUUGCUAGAGAAGCACAGAAUAAAGAGCUGAAGUCCAUGUAGAAACCCUCAGAUGGUUUUUAAUCACCGGCUGCAAAGACUCCGUCUGUCCUCAGUCUGUUAGAGCUCCUCAAACUUCAGCCAUGAUGGAUCCAUCUGUGGACAUCAUUUAGAGCUGCUGCUUGGCUUCAAUGAGUAUUUAUAGUCAGAACAUCUGAAAUAAUCUUCAGUAAUUCUCAUUGCUAUCAGCAUAUGUGAACACGAAAACCAGGGAUACACAUUUUGGACUUUUGUUAUGGUGAUAUUCUGCUCCUGGAGACGCUGAUAAGAUUAGAGGUGUUUUAGUUUAACAGUGUAGAAUUUUGAAAACCUGUGGGUCAGGAGGCUAAGAUUUAGUGAACUAAGAUGCACAUAACAUUUAAAUGUUAUAAACAUGGUGAUUCUGGCUGACAUAACUUUUCAUAACACAAAACAAAACAAAAAAAACAAAGAACAGAUCUGACCCUUUAAUUGUCAUUUAUUUUUACAAUGGAUUGGAGUUCCCCUGUGCUGCAAUAAUGUCUUUGAAAGUUAAAGUUAUGUACAUAGCCUGUGUAUAGAAUGGACGCUCUCUGCCUCCUUGCUGGUUGAAGCCACCGCAAGAACAGCACCUGUGAUGGGCUGCAGUAUAGGUCAUAAAUCCCGCCUCCUCCAGCAAUCCCUAUGGAGCUGUGGACAAUCUUUAGAAAUUUAUUACAAAGAAUAUGAAUUUUUCUCCCCCCUGGUUGCGAUGUUGACAUGUAGUUACUGUAAGACUGGUUUGUGCUCAAGUCCUCUUUUUUCUGUGCAGCUCCGUUUUUUAAAGUUAUUAGGGGGUUCAUGUUUUCUAUGAUUGACACUUGAUACAGCCUUUGGGCAUACAAAGAUUGUGUUGCUAACCCGGGGGAUACGCUGUUUGAGCCGAGCGUCAUCGACUUUCCCGCUGAAUGCGUACAAGGCUACUGCGCGAGUGGUGGUUCCAGGAAGUGGAGAAAAUCCCGGAAAUGCCGAGAGCAUUUCAGCUUCAAAUUAGUAUAAUGACAGAGCCAAAUUGUCCUCAGUAUAUACAGUAUGGUUACAUAGUUCAGAGUACAGUGAAGCUUGGAGAAGUCUCAGGCUGAGAUUUAAGGCCAUACAGGUUGAUGAUAUGAGGAGAUAGAGGUGAGCAGUACCAUGCGUAUGGAGACAAAGGAAAAUCCAUCUACAGGCAUCUAAUUUCACUAUAUCAGCACAACACAGAUUAGUCAAUACAAGUUGGAAGCUUGACUGCAUCUCAGUUUAUGAGUAAAAGUCUAAGGGAAUCAGGUUGUCUGUUCUCAUGCCUUUCUUACUCUCUCACCAAAGCAAGACUUACACUGUGUGAGACCAAUUCUGACAGGAUUUUGAAGUCGCAGGACUGCUCAGGGAGUCAGGUCCUGUUGUAGGGGGGUCAUGGGAGCUGAUCAGGCUUGAUUUGCUGCUCCAGACUGAUCAGAUGAAAUUCUGGCAUGUCUGGAAAUUUGGUUGGCUGACUGUAUAUGGUCAUACUGUGAGAGCAGGACUUUGACUUGAUAGGAAACUCAGGGGCUUUAUUUCCUGACUGGCAGCAAAUGGCAGCGUCUGAAAGCAACAAGACAACACAGUCUGUAACUUGAGAACUGUAAUACACAUGAAUAAAUGACACCAUGAGUGUAGUUUGUUCUCUCAGUUUGGGGUUACACACAAAAAAAGGACUUUGAUGCAUGCAACAGAGGCAGACUGAGGCGAUAUACACGCCUGUUAUAAGAACAGAUCCUCGUCUGUUGGCGUCUCUUCAGAGAUAAGCCCUAAAGGCUUGGAUAGAGACCUGCCCAUGGCAUCUAUAAACCUACAUGCAGCAGCCUUUAUUCAAACACUAAAAGCUCACAGUAGGAGGUUGAUGUUGAUCCUUGAAAUGUUGCUAAAUCUUCAGAAUUAACAUUGCAAUUCACUGUGAAAAACUGGUGACUUAUUUUCUUUAAAGAGAUGCUGUGUCUACCCAUGUGGCACACUGGUGUAGUUUCAUUCAUGUAUGUAAACAUUCUGAUAGUAUUUGACAGGAUUUAGUUGUGAAAAGUUGGCUGUUAACAAUUAUUUUUUUGUAUUUUGCUGCAGUGGUUGAGUUUUAGCAGGUCUGUCUGUGUGAAGCUAAUGAGCACGUAUUCAGCCUGAAUGCAGAGAACCUGGUGUCAGUCUCAAAGCUGGAGUGUUUAUUUAUCAGAAAGGUGAUGACUUUUCUUCAUAAUUCCUGCUGAAGUCAUAUUCUUUGACUUAAGCCAUCGUGUGUGGGAGGAAGGAAACACUGACACCUAUCAAAGCUCUGUCUGAAUUCGACACUUGACUCUAUGACAUUUACAGCGUGAGAACAUGAAUUGCACACCUUAGUUGUGUCUUCUACACAAUUCACAAGCACAAUUUGUCUUCUGCCAUGAGUUUUUAAAGAUCUUGGUGUACCCCUGACACAAUGUGCUUCACCACUGUCUGAAGACCUUAGACUGGGUUCCUGUUUGACUUAGUUCGAGAAGCUGUCUGCUUACUCAAGAUAGUGAUGCACCACUUUUGCACCUGACCUCACCUCUCUUUAAGACCAACACACCCACAGGAGCUGACAUAGACACAGGUUACCUUGUAAUUUACACAGGCGACUGGGUACCCGGAGUGUGAGCUGGGUGGAAAAUAACAAUGACACUGUUAGCUGCUGAAAUCCUUGGUUUGUGGUGAUGGAUAAAAAUAGGCUUAGAUCUUUGGCAAAAAAAGAAAAAAAAAACCAUGAUGUACACUACAGGCCAAACGUUUGGAAGCAAGGCCAUUACAGGCCGAAUAGUUGGGAGUUUUUGUUCACAAUGCUUUUUUAAAAUCCAGCAUGAGUUUUAUGUAUUUUGGGAUGUAUUUACUUCAUGAUCAGAUGUUGCUUUCAUGGAAAUGCACCAUUUUACUCCAUUUACCUUUAGAUAUACAUUGAUGUUAACAGACCAUUGCUAAAUAUAUGUCAACAAAAGAUAAUAAAGGCUUAGUUUUAGGGUUGAAAACAUUUGCAAGAGUCAUAACUUCAGUGCAAAAGCAAAAAAAAUAAUCACAGUUGGAUUAUUCACUUCAGCUUUUUGGCUUUUUAAAGUCUGCAUACAAAAAUCCUAAUAAAUCUCAACUGUGUUCAAACUACCGCAAAAAAAUGUCUGGAAAGAAGCAACUGAGUAAAGAAACAAAAGUACAGAUUUGUACAUUGAGGAAAGAAGGAUACACAGAAAGAGAGAUUGCAAAACACAUAAUGGUAUUUAACAAAGGAGUCCACUAAACUCUGAAGAGACUAGAGGAACCUGGAAGUUAUGAUGAUAGAAAAAGACCUAAAUGAAAGAGAGUUACUACAAAAGCAGAGGGUAAACAUAGCAUUGUCACCAGUAAGAGAGAUUGGCGAAAGACAGCACCAAAAAUAAGGGAGGAAAUCAACAUGACAAGGUCGAAACCCAUAUCUCUGACAACUGUGAAAAGAUGUUUGAGAAAGGCUGGUCUGAAGGGUUGGUUAUCUGUAAAAAACACUACUUCAUCCACAGAACAAGAAAAAGAUAUGAGUGGGUAAAAGCUUACAAAAAAUUUGACUUAUGAUGACUAGAAGCAAGUUUGCACUGUUUGGUUCAAAACGCAGAGUCUAUGUCCGCAAACAAACUGGUGAACGUCUGAAAGCACCAUGUGUUACACCCACAAUUCAGCAUGGAGGUGGUAGUUCCAUGGUAUGGGGAUGUUUUGCAGGUGAUGGAGUAGGAGAUUUGUUUGAAGUAAAGAGUAUCAUGAAGAAGGAACAGUACCACUCCAUCCUCCAGCACCAUGCUGUUCCAUCUGGACUCAGACUUGUGGCUCAUAAGUUUGUUUUGCAACAAGACAAUGACCCUAAGCACUCUGUCAAGCUCUGUCAGGGUUACCUAGACAAAAAAGAAGAGAAAGGUGUUCUUCAAGAGAUGGUUUGGCCCCCUCAGUCUCCAGACCUUUCUCCAAUAGAGCUUGUGUGGGAUGAAUUGGAUCGAUCGUCAGAAAAUUGCAUCCCACAAGUCAGCAGUCUCUUUUUCAUGAACUUAAGAAAGCUUGGAAUGCAAUCGCUGGAACAUACCUUAAAAAACUUGUGGAAUGAAUGUCUGGUAUAUGCCAAGUUGUUGUUAAAGCCAGAGGAGGUUACUUUAAAGAAAGCAAAGUCUAAGCAACAAUAACUCAAAUACCUAAUAAUAAUGGUCGAAGUGUCUUCUGAUAAGUUAUUCUUUACACAAUAGUCAUGUUUAUUGUGUUGCAAAUUAUAUAUAUGAAACUAUGAUCUUUUUUUUUGUACAAAUCUGAUCUUGCUUCCAAAUUUUGGCCUGUAGUGUAUUUUGUCAUGUUGUCUGAUCUUGAUUGUUAUCAUGAUUUAUUUUAUUUAUUUAAACUGCCAGUUUCAAAGCAUCUGUAAUAAAAACUAAAGAAACUAGAUAUUAGUUCAACAUUUUAUUAACAUCCAAUGUAAAUAACAAAGCAAAUUGAAUAAGUUAAACUUUUGAAAAAUUUGAAAACCAUUUUAACUCAACAGUACAACAAAUGUAGAUAAAUAUUAAACAAUACAGUGAAUUAGUUUACAGUCCUGAGUGUGCUUGCAGGUAUGCAAGACCCAAAAUAUGAUUUGAAUGCCACAUUUUUAUGCAUUUACCAGAGGGAACAGACAGGGCGUGUUAUUACGGUUUAUUUACUUUUUAGACAUUACACAAGUAUCUUCACUGUAGCUGCCUCUACUUUGUCUGUGGUUGCCGUCAUCAACAACCUCUCUCUCUCUUUUUAUUUUGUUGCAAACAAACUUGACAAUGUGAAAUUCAUCACUUUCACUUCUCAUCACAGUAGUGAGAAUAGUUUCACCCCAAGAAACACUUCAGUCCCAUUUUGUCACCACAGCUUGCUCUGAAUCUGUCUUUGCCAAAAAUAAGAGGCGGAUAUAAGUUCAGAGGGAAGGAGCACUGACAUUUAGUCUGACCAGGUGAGCAUAGAAGAAGAAUCACAGCAUGGAUUAAGAGUUGCAAUCCAGCAGGUCCGAGAUAAAAUCCCACUCUGUGGCUCCCAUAGUAAACCACACUGAUUUGCUGCUGUUUGUGUAUGGUGGUUAUUCCUCUCCUCGAAGUGGCUGUGGUUGUGAUUAAUGGAUGCUGAGGAUCGUCAUUACGAGCUGAUGAGCUGCUGUUGAAGCUGGUACCUAUGAUAGGUGAUGCAGCCUCAGGUGAUGUCGUAUUGACCUCUGUAUUCAUCGCCAUGGAGAGGGCCCCUGAUUGAUUUGUUUAUGUGAUUAUUCAUCUACUCAUCUGUCCCCCGCACACAAUAUGUCAGUGUGUUCAGAGAAUUAUGAUGAUGCUCCAGGACAUUUUUAUAAUUUAUUUCAGAAUACACUGUGACCCAGAGGGGCAACACUGUGACUGAAACCAGAAUAAAGAAACACACUGCUGCUAUCAGCAGAUGGUGGUACAUGCUUCUUUUUAAAAUGUGGUCUUUAAAUCCAGGGAUUUACCUGACAAAAUACUGCUCCACUACUUUAUGAUAGACCUCACCAAGUGUCUUUGACAGCUAAUUAAAACAUUCAUUUCUGUCUGCUUUAAAAUUUUCAAGUCCUGUCACUAUAUUUGAAGCAUAAGCUGGAGCUACAUUAAGGGUUAUAUUAUGUACUAAGGUAAGUCACAGCCAAGCUAUUAACCCUGAACACAGUCAAAAGGCAGACAGCUAAAAAAAAAGCACCCCUUUUACAAAUCUUUACAUUUUUUAAUAAAUAUUUCAUAUUUUAGGAUCAUACCAAACUGAACAUGUUUUCUUUGUUUUUGCUAAAACUGACUCCAGCAUCAGCCUGCAGUAGAGUCCCAGUUCACACUGAACGUAAAAAUUCAUUUAAUCAAAGAGUUACAAAGGUACUGACUUUGGACUGAACAUGUGGGCAUUUUCAUCCAUCCGACUGUUCGUCUGUCCAUCCAUCCAUCCACCGUACCAACCAACCAAACAACCAACUAUCCAUCCAACUAUCCAUCCAUUUGUUGGUCAGUCGGUCGGUCCAUCCAUCCAUCCAUCCAUCCAUCCAUCCAUCCAUCCAACCAACCAACCAACGAAGCAACCAACCAAACAACCAACCAUCCAACCAAACAACCAACCGACUAUCUAUCCAUCCGUUGAAAAUCUGUUUCAUUUUUAAGGUUAAACGGUCCAUGUGGACGCCAGAUUGUUUCCAUGUAACUUCACCAAAAAUCUGCCAAAGUGGGCAGAACCAGGUCUGGAGUCAGCAGGCCUUUGGUUUUUUGAGCUGAUCAUGGAGGUAUGAAAUCACUGAUUCCUCAUUUAACCAUGGAAAUUCUUGGCUCUGCGCCUUCGGUUCUUCUGCAAUGCUGCUACAUGCUGCGCUCUGAAAAAGUAGGUGAGGGGUAGCGAUGGAUGAGGCACAGAAGCCAACUUGAUCUGAGUGGAAACAGACCAAAAACAGAUCUGGUGGAACUCUGGAGUGAGCAUGUCAACUAAGAUCUCUCCUCCCCAGUUGGACAGGCCAGGUUGGCCUUUAGCCUGUUGGCUAACAGCUACAGUGUUCCCACUCGUCAGUCAAGUCAGUGCUGUGGGUAAAGUAACAAAGGCUGUUUCUUUAGCAUACCUCCUUUCCCUCUCUGCAGUUACAGGCAUCAAAAAUGGUCCCAUGAUCACGUUUGUUAUGUGGCUGUGUGUCAGUGCUAACCUGCUGCACAGAGAGGGUGAGAGACCUGUUAAUAUCACAGUUUUGACCAACAUUCAAGGCCAUGGCACUGUCUUAUGAUGAGUCUUCACAUUGUUGCUCUUAUUAUGAAUAGGUAGAGAUCAUUUUGCUGCUUUAUACAGUUGAUUUUGCACGUGUUUAAGACUUUCUUUCCAAUGUAUUCAUCACUUUUAACUAGAAAACAAACAAAACAAAACAAAAAAGCCACAAACACCUUCUUAAAAACAAAAAUGCCACCCUAAAUGACUGAGAUAUUGAUUCAGACUAGACUAAUGUUAUUGGUGGAUAUCUGCUCAGGACAGGCUCUAUUCAAACGAAUGAAUGCACCGCAGUGAUGAAGCCAGGUCAAAAGAGAGCCAGCUUUGGUGCCCUGACUCAACCGAUAUGUCUCACCCCUGAAUCUCUCUUCACGGUGCACCCCCUGCUCUUAGAGAACUUAAGCCUCUCUGUGAAUCACUGAAAUAAUGACCUGAGUUUGUUGCAUUGAGUGAAAGUUGAACACACGUCUCCUCAGACUGAAUGAGCUCUCCAGAUUCUACUGUGUGUGUUGGUCUGCAGCAGAUGGCACGCUGGAUGUUGGUUGUUUUCGAUGGAAAAACAAAGAGAAACUCCUCCAGCACUGACGGGAGAGCUGCUGGCCACCUGCAGACACAGCGAGGCAACAAAAGUUUAAUCGUCCUCCUGCUGUCGACUGACAACAAACAGGAAAUCUACUGAAACUGAGGCACGUACUUUUAUUUGUUGACUUCCUCAUGAAGAUAAAUAAGUCCAGAGCUUUCUUUCUCUGAUAGACUUUUCUGGAAAGGAGAAAAGGCUUUCUGCCAAAGUUAGGGUUAGCUAAACAAUUUCACUUCCACGCCUGGCUCUGGCUGGAGUCUGCCAGCCCCUCCAGCUUGGCAACAAACUCUCACACACUGUGACUUGGACUUCCUGUGGGAACACCUCAAGGGGCCCACUGUUACAAUAAUGAGGCAUCCUAAACACAGGCUCCCUUAUUCUUUUAAUGGGGGCUUACCUCGUUUCAGUCACGGAGUGUUGUGGUAAAACAGUUUGUCUCUGUUACUCUACAUCACCGGCAUUUAAACUUAAGAAAAAUAAUAAAAAAAAAAAAAAAAUGAAAAUCAAACUCUUUAUGUAACAUUAAAAACAUCCCAAACUCAUGGGGCUCUAUUUUCGUUCGCGCCGGUGAGGCGGCGGAGGGCGGCGAGCCCCGCGCAGUUGUAUUUUCGUCUGGCGGAGCCCGGCGUAAGGCGAGUUUGGUAUUUUCGUGGACUGAGUCGCACGGAGGCGAGCCGAGAUCCGCCAAGCUGGGCGUGGUGGCGUGGCAGGGGGAGGUGUUGACAGAAUCAGCUGGCGCAGUGACAUUUUCGUGCUCGCCACUGGCGUGUAACGUGCGCUGAAAGCUCGCCGAUUCAAACCUGGUCAGCUUUCAGCGCUAGGCGGAACGCAGCUGGUCCAGUAGUAUUUUGGUAGACCGGCGGCGUAUCGACAUACGUCACUGAUGCCUCACCGGCAGGUUUCCACAGUGUCAGGCAGAUUUCAGUGCAAUAAAUAAUGAUCAACAACUAUUAAUCUGAGUCAGCACAUACAUUUAGAUCUAUAUCGAUAUAUUCUGAUCUAUAUCUGAUCUGAUGAGCGCGUUUGGCACGCGUUUGGACACACAACCUGACCGAAUCAAUACAGCUGAAACUGCAUCAAAUUAAAUUAAAUAUCUAGUAAAUAAACACACAUGAUGAAGUUUAACAAGAUAUGUAAUGUGUCUCCCUCCUUUUCUUUCUUCCUCUUAUUUCUCGCACAGCUCGACCUGGACACGUCUCCGUGUCCUCUGUCCGUCUUCCUGCUGCUGCUGCGGCUGAACAGAUGAUUUGUUUCAGUGCUCAGACGAGUUAUCUACUUUAAGCCGACAUAUGAAUAUUAUAAUAUUCAGUUUUGUGAGCCAAAUUUAUUUUAUAUGCCAACAUCUAUGAAAGAAAGAGCCAGGCCACGGAGCGCGAUGCGUCAUUUACGCACAGAUGGUUCCGAUUUUAAUGCCUUUUUGGAGUUUAUGUUGUGAUCUGUGCGCUCAACCCACCUUUGUCACGUGAGGUUUGAAUAUAUGCAACUUUAUGUGAGUGUCUUUAUUUGUGGAAAAGGGUGUUUGUCUUACCAGUGGGUCCAACAUUACGCACACCAAAUCCAUCUGUGCUCAGAUGAGAGAGUGUGGAGGACACUUGUUGAGCAGCUGCCCUCUGUCACCAUCUUGUGGCAUUACUGUCUUCAGACAUCUCUUGAUCUCUUUGACUACUUCAUGAAAAUAGUAAUACGCCUCGCCUGUGGCGGAUCUAAAGGCGAGGAGAGGAGCUAAUGUGAUUGGUGAAAACAUGUCUCGGCUGUGUUAAACCCCCUCUCCUCCCCGUCUAUGAUUUAUGCUGCUGGGAGGAGCUGAGUUAGGGAGGGGGGAUACUUACGCUGGGCUGCGCGGCUCACCAAAUACCAAAAUGUGCUUGGGAACGCCUUGUCAGCGCGGCGGAUCUGAUUGACUCUGCGCUUGCGGCACGUCUCCGGCGAGGCACCAAAAUAGAGCCCAUGGUGUUGUUUGAAAGGUGAAUUCAUUCAAGAAGAGUGACUUUAUUAUACAUGCCCAAACAAUAGCUUGUAAACCAUUAAAAGCAAACAGUGCAAAGACAACAUCAAAUCUUUACAGUGAAAAUUUUACCAGCAGCCGUUUGUUCGUGGGGGAAGCCCUGCCAAGUCGAUCAUCAAGUUCAGUGGAGUUUCACAGCUCAAGGAGGAAAAUUUAUGAUUAUUUCUUCAUGGCAAUGCAAUUUGACCGAGACGCUAAGGCAGAAGAACUACAGCAUCUGCAGUGCAAAAUGAUUAAUAUGAUGAUUAUUAAUUCAAGGAAAUGAUCCGCUGCACUUGGUGAUCGACUCGUCAGGGCUCCCCCCUACAAACAAGUAACUGCUGGAGGAGAGUGGAUGAGUUGUGUUUGGUCUCUUUGCUAAUAGAGAAAAAGAGGCAAAGCUAAAAAGAUGUUUGAUAGUUAGUGCUAUGGCUGGGACCCUCUAUGUACUGUUGAUGAAGUUAGGUGCUGUUCUGAGCAUUAUUUGUGGCUAUAGAGUGGCUUUUUGGUUGAGGUUUGAGUGUGGAGACUUAGAACACUGUGUAUUGCUGUUGUGCGGUCAUUACUUAAAGCUAUGGUCUACGAUCUGAAAACCAGUUUGGCUGUUGAAACAGAUUUGAAAAAUGCAGCCCGCUUGUUUUUUUUCGUUCUUUUUGAUCUUUAUAUUGCGUGGAUCCGACCAUAGGACUAUAACGGCCUUCUAAACUGUGUUAUUAAUAAGUACCAAGCUUCCAAAUGGUAGACCAUAGCUUUAAGUUGGUGUGACUAGAAAAGCAAGUGGUCGGCAACAUUUAUCUCUUAAGGGGGUGUCUAACUCGGUGUUAUGCUGUGUUUGACCCCAACUUAAUUUUAUGCCGGAAUAUCCCUUUAAGAGCAGAGGACUUGUUGUCCAUGAUAUCCAAGGAGGAUGUCAAUUUGAUUUGACAUGACAGUAUUUGAUUAACCUCAACUUAUCAUAAAUGGGUUUGUGUUCAGAGAAGUUUAUUUUCAAAUUGUUUCCAAGCAGUUCAGUUUUAACCUGCAUUUGUGGAUUCGGUGAUUAAAUGUGUUCACAGACAAUAGAGUUUGGAGGUGAGUCAGUACAGUGAAUUCAACUCCAGAGUCCUGUCUGUUUACAAUGCAGUGCUGCCUGAUGGCCGGAAGAUCAGGUCCAUCCAGUCUUGGUUUUGGUCCUUGUCCCCUUUGUACAGAGAUUUCUCCAGAUUCUCUGAAUCUUUUAAUGAUAUUUUUCCGUAGAUGAUGAAAUCCACUCUUUCUUUGAAAUUUAAAGCUCAGCAACACUCUCCGUGAAAUUAUUUGCCCAUGCAGUCUCUCUCAUAGUAGUGAACCUCUUCCUUAAUUUACUUCCAGAUAAUUUAAUUAUCAUGAAAAAUGAAAAUUCAAUUUGAAAAAACAAAUAUCAAUAUUUUUUGAAAUCCUUAUUGCUAAUUUUACUCUCAUUCACAAUAAAACUCAGGUGGUUUUCGAAAAGGUUGAGUGCAUCCUUCAGUGCAAAAUGAAAGUCAGGUCAGAGUCGUCAUCCAGCCAUGGGUCUGUCAAACUUUACAGACUUACAUGACUAACUUUAAAAGUCCACAUGUGGUCAAACUUCUGUCCCUGAUGUUGUUGUGGAGCAGACUGUGAGAGUGUGUAAAGACCACAUCAUUCAGAGCACGUAGAGAUUCGUCUGCAGAGCAGCAGAGACUCAAUGUUGGCUGUCGAAAUCCUAGGUUCUGCUACCUCGCUUACUGCGUCAUUAUUUACUUAAGCUUUGAGUUGUCUCUGAUAAAAUAUCUGAUAAAAUUAUACCAGCUCUACAGCAGACUGUUUUAUUGGUGCUGAUGCGUAUUCCAUCUCUACUUUCCUGCUGUGAUGACGACUUUUGAGGAAACUUGAAAAAUUCAUCAUGUUUAAACUUGAGGACUAUUUAUUUUCUCUCUGAAUGCUUGCAACACAUGUCUUUCUCUUUGUGAUUAUAUUAUUCCUAACUAAAAACAAUGAGAAACAUCCCCACUGGUGUUGCCUUUUGUUUGCUUGGUGCAGCUGUGUUUGUUUUUCUUUACUGGUCUGCAUUUUCCCAAAACAAAGACCUAAAUAAGAAAUAUCAUUUUACUUUAACAUGAAAAGUGUCUUCUUGCUGGAGUAAUUUUUCCUCUGGAGCUGUAUAUCUGUCAGAUGAUGGCUGGUGUCUUCUGAUAUCGGCAUUGUGCUGUCUAGAUAACCUAAAAAUAAGCCCCCAUGCUGCUUUAAAAUCGGCUCAGCUAAAAUUGAAGGAAAACACCUCAGACAAAAUCUCUGCACUUCUAGUGUGUGUGCAUGUGAGUGUGUGUGUGUGUGUGUGUGUGUGUGUGUGUGUGUGUGUGUGUGUGUGUGUGUGUGUGUGUGUGCUACUUGCAGACAAUUUGUGUGUGAUCUGGGCUUGCAUGACAUGACUCCACAGAAAGCUGUUAACACUGGGACUGGGCCGGGCGGUGCGUCCUGUGCAGAGAUUGAUAGAUUUGAUUAUUAAAGUCUGAACUCAGACUCUGCAGUCAGAGAGGUGAGCUAGAUCAGGUCUAGAUGAAGUCUGGAUCAGGUGUGAGGUCUCCACAGAGCGAGUCAGGCGUAGAGUCCGGAUAUUUGUUCGACCAACAAUGUUUUAUGUAUGUGCUUAGUCUUUCAUCAGCAGUCUCAGUAUUCAAUUUACAUACUGUCUACUGAUCCGGCACUGAAUGUUAAGCUGUUUAUGCUCUCUCAGCCACUUUAUUCUGACACCAAUAUGUGUGUGUGUGUGUGUGUGUGUAAGACAGAUUGCUUUGCCCCCCUCCCCUGUGGUUGUGCAGUAUUGUGUUCUGGUCGUAAUGAUGGGUUCUGUGCCUCCCAGUCUCCUUCGCAGCGGGGCACACACAUAAAAGGGUCCUUCUCAGGGCAGCCAUGUGCGUGUGUGUGUUGUUUUCUACGACUGUGUGUGCGUGCGUGCGUGUGUGAUUCUAAGAACAUCAUUUUCGACAGUGCAUGCUGAUUGGGCCUCAUACUGAGCGCGUGUCCAACCCAUCAAGGUUCACAUUGGUACACUCUCUCUCCGUCUCAGCCUCUAUCUGGCUCACCCUCUCCUUCGCUCCCACCUCUCUUUUUUCAUCUAUCUUUCUGUUCCCCUAUUUCUCCUCUCUGUAUGACAUUUCUGCUGUCCUCACACAGCUUCUCUGCACUUCCCCUGUGUGUGUAUGAGCUAUUGGAUUUUUACCAGGGGAGCCUCUCCUUUCGCUAUUGCAAAUCGAAGCAGACACACUUGAGAAAACAACAGUUCCUGUCAGAGAAAGUUUGGAUCCACACAAUCCAAAUGCUGGUCCUCAUUCACCCACUAUUCACGAGAAGAUAUUUCUUCUUAAAACCCACUGAUGCUGUUUUCAUGAGGAUCUUGACAUUCCUAAAUCGUAUUUCCUUGAAUUUGUUCUGAGGUUAGUACAAAAUUUAAGAGAAUAAACACAUGAACAUUUCAGUGCCGAAGUGCAUGUAGAACUGUCAGGUUCGGUGUUUUCUUCAACUCUGAGCUAGGUCUGCACGAUUUUUGCCCAAAAUAAGAUCCAGAUUUUUUUCUCUGAAAACUCAAUUUUUGAUUUUGAUUUCAAUAAUUUGAUUAUUCAGUGACAACUUUACCAAACUUCACUUACAUAAUAAGUUUUUCUAUCAUCUCUCAAAAGGAAACACUGAAAACAAAUGGUGCAUAUGCCAAGCCAGUAAGUGGCGCUGAAACGCUACUGAGGUAAUGCACCAAAGACAAAAAAAGAGUACAGAGCAUGCGUAUAAAGGUUAUUUUGGCCAGAAUAGUUACGCUGUCUGUCAUACAAUCGUUUUAAGAGAGAUGCAGAUAGGCAUCCACACAGAGAUGAAAUGGUAGUCGUUUACAGAUUCAUGCACUUUGACCAAUUUUCAAAAAGUACUGUUUACAGUCACCUGAAACGCCAUUUCCACGUGGAUGAAAUGCUAAUACGACAAAAAACUUUUUGCUUUUACUCCUUAUUUCAUUUCCGUGUGGAAGGGUUGAUAUGAUUUUGCAGAGGGGAGUGGUUUGCUCUUCAUCCGAAACUGCGAAGCCGUACCAAUUCCACACGACUGACUUGCUCUUGCCCUAUUUAGCCAUGAAAUUAUCGCCCUCAUUUGCAAACGCCAUGUUUGUUUACAGAGGUGUGAGUGGGAACUGAAAAGCACUCUUGCAAGAAGGAGGCGUGAGACACGAUAGAGGAUAAUCAAUUUGAUGAUUUUAAUUUUUUUUUAACAUUGUCAUAAUCAAAUAAUCUGAUUACGAUUUAAAAUCAAAUAAUCAUGCAGCCCUAUUCUGUACCUUUGUGCAACCAUAGCAUACAUCAAAACAUAUGAUCAACUUUUAGUUAUAAUUUUGUCUCUAAACUGCAAAGCAAUUAUUAAAUUCUAAAGACAUACUGAACAUACAAGAAACUUGCAUCUGAUAGACAUUUAAAAAAACCCUGAGGGCCUGAUUCAACUAGGGAUGAGCUGUGGUGUUAAAAACAGCAAGUAUUGUGCAUCAUUUCUGCCCUGCAAAGGUAAAAUGCGGUUGCUAUUUGACUUGGUCAAAACUGAGUUACAGCUGGAAAUUGAUUCUGUCACAUCUGUUUAAUCAUUUAGCAGUUUCCUGUUUCAAUUAAGUUCUGUUUCAGAGGAAAAAUGAGCGUCAGUUUUACAGUAACCACAAAUCUCAGAGAGAAACAGAUUGAUUUCUGAAGUGAGCUGAAAAAGGGAGCUCAUUCAGAUACACAAAAAAAUCCACUCCUCUGUUUGUAGGGCCACAGCUUAUGUGGGGAAAUGGAGCUCCAGGCUGAUUUAACCCCCCCCCCCCACCCCCCGAGUAUUACAAAGUAGCCAAAGUAUUAUUAACAGACUCAAUGGGCAGAGUAUUUUUAGGCCAUCCCAAGGAGUUUGUGCAUGACUACACUCAUAAAUACUCACACAUACAAAAAAAUCUCAGCAGACAGUUCAUUUCAGCAGAAGUCAAUCAGGUGAGGGUUAUUUUUUUGCACUGAGGCAUAUUUGCAUAGAAAGGGGCCUGUUUUGCAUCAUAUCUCAUAAAAAAAUCUGCACGACGUGUGCUGUAACACUGUUUGCUCUGCAGUGUCAUUUAUGGAGUAUUUCACCCCUUGUGCAUGCUUGUGAAUUACAUCUUGUUUUGGCGCAUUUACAGAGGUGAAGCACACGCAGAAGCUGCACAAUCCUUUUGCGAUUCAGGCCCUUAUUCACCACAGCCUCGCAGCUGCAGUUGUUAGAAUAAAAGUACCAACAAAUCAUAUUUAUUACGUUAACUGAUGAGUUACAGUCAAUGCCUGUUUCUGUCUGCGUCUCUCUCACAUCUGAGAUCAGACCAUUUAUUUCGCUUCAUCUGGUGUGUGUCUAUUUCUGAUCCAAGCAAUUUAUGUAAAAGUAGUAACAUCCAACAAAUCUGUUUAAGCCUAUAUUUCAUAUCAACUGGUAACGCUGUUAGAUGCGGCUGCAUGAUAAAGUUUUUUGUGAGCUGAUAAAAUGUCUGAAAGCUGAAGCAGUUUUUUUCAUGUUGAAGUCUUCAUCCAACCACAGGGCCGACAAACCCAGCGCACUUACUGGACUUUCAAAUUUAUGUCACUGGUGUUGAUGUGGAUCAGACUGUCAGGGCCUAAAACAGAUUAUCUGAAAUACACAAAGAUACACAAUGACAAAAUAAACUAAAUUGAACAUUUGUCCUUUUUUAUUCUUUUCUACUUUAUUUUAAUAUUUUUUAAAAAUAUUUAGUGUCUUUCUUUUUGUGAACUCUACAUCUCAUUCAUAUUGAAUAUUGAACACUUUAUGAAGUCUCCGGUACUCUUACUGUGAAGGUUAAAAUUUCUGAGAAAAUAGAUUUUCAUGCAACACUUUAUAAACUCUGCACCUAUAAAUGGUCAGUCUGAUGUGAGAUGCACAGACAGCAGCCUAAGUGUGAUAAAAAUAAACACUUUUUACAAAUGGGCAAACUCCACUGUGGGACUUCAGGCUGAUUAUUUUAACCAAUUAAAGAAGGGGAGAGUUGUUUGUCAGUGAAUAGACCUCCUCUCUCCUCUGAGCCAUGUUAAGGGCUUUGGAACAACCCUUAUCAUGACGAGUCCAUAAGUGCUCACAGUAUAGGUCAAAGAUAGACGGAUAGACGGAUAGUCAAAGACGGAGGAGACUGCAGUGACAGGCUUUGGGACCCAGGGCCUGUACCAGAUUCAGCUGUUUGUGCCGGUCUGUUUUUAAGUUUUCCUCUGACAGACUGAUGAUGAUUGGGCUCAGGAUUUAGCUGAUGCCAGCACAAGCAGUAUGCCAUUAAUUUUAAUGAAUGUUUUAUGAGGUUACACUAAUGCAGCUGUUAAAGUAACUAUACAGAGUUUCAGUUCCAGCAUAUACCACCAGUCUGUGGCUGAGGAUAGCAUCCAGCAAAGCACAUCAUCACUUUCUGUUAGAUUCUCUAUGGUUGGUGUAGAUCUGCUAUUUUUGGUGUUUCCCUUCUUUUUCCCAACACUCAUACAGUUAUUUAGUGUUAUUUGUGGUGUUUAGUGUCAAUGAAUAUGUUUGCACUUAUAUCACUCAGAUUCCCUCUUGUGCUAUGACAGCAGCUACUCUAAGCAGAAGCUGAAAUGUUUCCUUUAAUAGAGUUCUUGAAGCUUUAAUAGCUCAUAGUUCCUGAAUCAAAACAGAGAAAAGUUUCUACAGUUCUUGGAAGUGUACAAACGUCCUUGUGGUCUAAUGUUUCCUCUGAACUGUGUGUUAACUACAGUAAUAUGAUAUUUGGCUUUUGUCUCUUCUGUCCUGUCUUAGGUGUGUCUCCGUCUUCAGCACCCCUCUUCCCUUACCCGUCCUCCCCCACCGACUGUGUUGAGGCUCAUCGGGUUUGCUCCAUGGACCCUCGGUGUGAGGCGUUGUACCGGGGUUUGGAGCUGUGUGCGGCGGACGCUGCUGUGUCUUCUCUAGAUGAGCAGGUGGCUGCAGAGUGUCUGGAGAGACAGGACGCCCUGCUGUCCAGACACCCCGCUCUGCUGGCCUGCAAGUGUCAGCGCGGCCUCCGCAAAGAAGAGCAGUGUCUGCGCAUAUACUGGGGCGUUCGCCUGAUGCCAGGUCUGUCAGGGUGUGUGCGUGUGUGUGUGUGGGGGGUGAUGCAUGCAAAUCUGUGCAUGGAUUUAUCUGGGAACCUCUGUCCCUUCAUCCCUUCAGCUGGAGGUGAGGGGGGUUUAGGGGUGACUCCUGAUAGAUUUGGAGGGUGAGGUACUUCAUGGACAGGGUGAAGGUUUAUCUCAGGGCUUUAAGCUGCAUUAAAUUAAAUAUUCAUCUAAAUUAAAGGCUCAAAUAAUUUUGUUGGAUGUGACAGAGGUCACUUCUGUGAACCCACAGAGACUUAGCACCACCUCUACAGGUCGUCUGAGUUCUGUGGAGCUUUUUGCUGUCAAUUCAGACCAUUGAUCGAAGAGGCCAAACACACCUGGCUGCAGGCUCUUUAAGGGAAUAACAGCAGUCACUGUCAUGUAACAUCCAAAACACACCUUUGGACACUCAAAAGACUUCAUCCAGACUCUUUGCGCCCUGAUCUUGCGCCACUUAAAGGGACAUAUCAGUAUUUUUGGAUGCUGAUCCAUUUAACACUUUAUGUCUACACCUGAUUUUACUUUAACCAACGACAAUUUCAUCAUGUCAAACCAGACAUAGUAAAGGUGAAGUUUAGCGACAAAAGCUCACACUCAACACACACACUGACACACACUUAGGGUAACAGAAGCGUACCGGGAGAGUCAGCGUGAUGUGUGCAUCAGUAAGCGAGCUCACACUAGCCAGCGGACUCGUCCUCCCCUGUGGCCUAUUAGUCAGUCGAGCAUUAGUGUAAUUACACACUCUUCAGUUCCCAAUGCUGCUAGGCUGCUCUAGCGUGUCAUUACCAUAAAUAUAUAGCCCAGAAUAGGAUUUACAUACAUAAACACUUUACAUGCCAUUACAUUCUUGAUUAAGUUUGUUCUUUGGAGUGUGUUUAAAUAAUUUUCAGGAACAAACGGCUCAUCCACUAGUCAAUCAGCGCUCUGCUGAUGGGUUUUACAAGUGGACAAAAGCUGUCUGGGGUACAUGAAAUCACUCUGACAGGAGUCUGCAUUUUUAUCGUCAUUAUUGUGUCCUCAUUUUGGCCAUACUAAUGAGAUUCAAAUAACAAAGAACCUGCAGCGGGUUGUCUGCUGUCUUCUUACAGCUACAAUAAGAGAUCCUGGAUUGAUUUAAUACCAGUUUAUUUGGGUAAAAAUAAAAACAAGGCAUGUCAAGUGACUAAGUUUUGCAAUUAAUAUCUGCAAGAAUUUCAUUGAUAAAUUGUGGUCAAUCCAUUUUUUUACACUGUCACCAGAAACCAGAGUGUAACACAAAUUCAGGCUUUUUCUUUCUCAUUCCCAAGGACAGCCAGAAGGACAAAAGUCAGCAGUCUAAAUAUAAACAAAACUGUCUUACCUCAAUCAAAGUAAAGGAAAAAAAGACAAAUACCUUAUUUUCUAACUUUGAAACAAGAGAUCACAGAGCUGAUUGCAUUUAACACCUAACAUGCAUAGCUGGCGGUUUUUGUCUGUUCACCUCCUUAGAUUAUUUCAGCCUUGUUUUCCUUAGACGUUGGAUUGUCUUUUUGUCUCAUUAUUGUUUUCUGCUACAUUUGUUCCCUCUGACCUCCUGUGGUCCAUCUCAAACGUUUACCACAUUUGUUGCUCUUUCCUGUGUUUUUUCAGGGGAGGAUGAACUGGAAAUUUCUCCCUAUGAUGACACACUAAUGGACACUCGCAUGGCCUCCUUAGUGGCAGGUAGCAACGCACCCACGCAUGCAAGCACGCACGCACGCAAACACGCACGCACGCACAGAGUCACUCUCGAGGUCAUUGACAUGAUUGGGUAGUUUGUGUCAGUGUCCAUCACGGUCACACACAGAAUAUUUAAUGACAGACAGCUCUAUAGCUUCAGUGAAGCAGCUCAAUGAAUCACUAAAUCUUGGGCAUGUUAAUCAAUAAGUAUCAAUCAAUACAGACAUAAAAACUGCAGACCAGCUGAGGACACUCGGCUCUUUUUAUUCACUCACUCUGCUCUCUAUUUUAGCAUCUAUUUACUGCCUCAGACCUGAUAAGGACCAUGCAAAGGUUCUCCAGUACAGAAACAGCUAAAAUGAGUUGGAUUUGAACCACCUUAAGAGUCUGAUCACAGUCUGUCACUGAGCGACCGUAGUGCAGUUCACUGUUAUUGUUUUUUUUUUGAUUGGAAGGGGAGACAAAUAAUCACAACUAGUCAGGCUAUCACAUGAUAUAAAGGAGAUCGACAGACUCCCUAUGAUGGGUCCUGAUGUGUUUUUGUCUGUCUGAUUGAAUUGACUACAUUGACUGUAUAAGAGCCAACACAACAACAUCCAGUGUUUUUUUCUGGUAUAAAGCCUUAAGUUUACUACUUCGGCUAAAAAACAUUUUUCAAAAUUGUUGUUUUGAAACAGGAUUUUCAUCUUAAAAUGAGCUCACACUAUAGUUUUUACAGUAUAUUGAGACAGUCAGUAAUUGGGAAGCACUUAAGCUGUCAACUGCUGAACUUUAUUGUAAUCAUGUUAAAUUGAUGGAAAAGCUGGGGAUAAAAAAAUGACAAUCAUUGAUCCAGAAUCCUCUCUGCUACUUCCCUUUGCUGUGCACUGUCUCCAAUUAUCAAAAUCAGAAAUAUUAUUAUUAUUAACAAACACACAUAUAUAUAUUUUUUCACUAUAUCAUUUGGUGUUUAUUUUUAUUGUGCACAUCAAUGAUUUUUCCAGUUUGUGUGUGAAUACCUUAUAAUCCAUCUAUGCUGACGACUUUGUCAUUUUUCUGUCUGAUAUAAAUCCUGAUGCUAUAAAGUCUAACCUCCCCUGGGUUAGUUAUAAUGAGCUAAUCAGCUGACUAUCCACUGACUGGUUUACAGGAACAGCUUUUGUAAUUUGGAUGAAAAUCUUCUUGAUUGAAAUUCUUUUUUUCUGUUUCUAUGGGGUAUGAUCUGUUUAGAUCUGCUGUGGACUUUCUUGAGAUGCUGGUUGUGUCCUUAGUAGCAGGACUUUAGCCCAACAAUGUAAGAUCAUAACUUUAUGACACAAUCAAGGAGAUGGUUGAGCUGAUUAGUAUUAUAAAGAUAUGACAAUUGGGACUGAUAAUGGACUGAUAAUGGUGGAGAGAGGAGAGCAGGGAGGGGAGCAGAAGGAGGCAGGUGUAUGUAUCUUUGUGUCUGAAAAGCCAAGGGACAAGAUGAGAGAGAGGCUGCUGUGAUCCUGAGCGUGCACAAACGCUAACAAGCUAACAGCUGCCAGGCUAAAAAGUGAAAGGCAUCGUCUUACAAGACCAAGCUUGCAAUGAUGUUAUAAAGGACAUCAUGCGCAGUAAAAGGGUUUAAAUCCUUUUUUCUUUUUUUGUGACAGUGUAAAAAUUACUUUUCUACAAGUGAAAUCUGUCAUUUCAUUUAUUAGGUAUUAUCACCAAAAUGAAGCCAAAGCUUCCAGAGUUAAGGAAAGAAGAGCUGUUGUUUAGUUGUUCGUACAGAUGACUUUUUAGACAGACAGACAUGCUUUGGUACGCAAAGAAGGAAGGCAAAGCUGUUUUUUGACUGAUAGUUUUCAAAAAUUUUUGCGUUUUUGUGUCUUACAGAGGGUAUAAGUGUUAUGAUUGUGAGAGAUUUCAAGUCGUAGUCAUCAUGAGAUCAAUGUCAAUCAAAAAGAUCAGGACUUUGAUUUUUGCAAUAAUUGGGCAGCUCUAAACAGGGUCUCCAUUUGCAUCUCUCUUUUUGAGAUGACAUUCAUAAUCCAACUGUGACAAAUUAUGAAACUAUCAUGGCAGCACAUGACUCCGAACAUCUCUGAGACCUUCACCUGUGGUUAUUCCUCUACAUUUUUCAGCUGUCUGAAGCUGUCAGGUUUUGAGCUGUGAUGUUUUUUUUGCGUGUUGAAGUUUUCCGUCUUUGCAGCGUUCAAACACCUGCCUUUGCCUUAACUUCAUCUGACUCUUCCUCAUCCCUUUCAGCCUCAUCUUUCAUGCAGCUGGAUGGUGAGAAUCAGUGCCUGAAGGCAGCACAGGACUGUGGCUUGUAUGAGAAGUGUGGUUCUCUACGAUCAGAGUAUGUCCUGGCCUGCACAAAAAAGGUGCCAGGAACCAGCCGAUGCAACCAGCACAAGUGCCGCCGGGCCUUGAGGCGCUUCCUGGAGCGGGUGCCCGAGGAGUACAGCCUGGGCGUCCUGUUCUGCCCAUGCACCAACACGCUGUGUGGUGAGAGGAGGAGGAAAACCAUCGUACCCUCCUGCUCCUAUGAGGACAUGGGGGGUCUGCAACCAAACUGCCUCCAUUUGCAGAGCUUCUGUCGCCGGGAUGACCUCUGCAGGUAAGACAUGAAGCUGGACAGUGUUGUUCAAAAAUUUGUCAGCGGUUGUUUGAGAAAAUGAGUCUGCUAGAAACCUGACUGGAUGGUUUACGAAAGCAUUAAGAAAGCAAAGACAUGGUAGUGUAAAAUUCAAGGGUUUGAUGCAGAUGGCGUUGCGGAUAGGUUUAUUCAUCCAAUUACUCUGCUUUUGUGUGCCAUCAUUUCAGUAGAAAAGAUUGAAACAUGAUUUAAAUUGAAGGCUGUUUGAAAUUGGCACAAAAAUAUCUAGCUGCUAAAUCCAUCUGGACCCACGCAGAGGGGGAAACGGGAGGAUCUGUGGGUCAAGGGGGAAGCAAGGAUUGUAGAGUAGUUAAAAAAAGAAGGGGAAAGGUUGAAGGUUUGUGGACUAAGUAUGUCAGUACAUCUUUUCGAAACAUCAGUAUUAAAAACCCCAACACACAUGUCCAGAUUUCUCCUGUUUGAUGUCGACUUGUUGUUUGUGUCGUUGCCAGGUCCAGGCUGGCUGAUUUCCUCAACAACUGCCAGCCAUCUCCUAUGACGGCCAGCGGCUGCCUGAAAGACUCAGCAGGCCUGUGCCUCCGAGCCUACGCUGGACUCAUCGGUACGGAGGGGGAGGGAUUUCUGGGGAGGAAAGAGGGGUGAUUGAAUUAGCAAAAACAGAUGGCUGCAUUUUACCUACAACCAGGAGUUCUGGCAAAUAAUUCAGUUCAUCUGCAGGACAUUAUUGAAAUCCUGCAACAGAGGCAUUGGGCAUUUAAAUUAUGAAUCACAGUGUAAUAUUGAUUCAGAUCUCUGGGGCAAUAUCUGACACCUAACUCCGUAAAGAUAUGUCAGUAAACCAGAUAUACGGGAAAACAAAUAAAAAAAUAAAAAUAAAAAAAAAACUUUUAAAAGACAUUAAAAAACAAGGCAUUAAAAUCAAAGUUGAAUUAAAAAGAAAAAAAUAAGGUUGAGAUACAGUAAGCCAGGGGAGCCAGCAUGCUAGUUCAGCCACAGCCCUCUGCAGACGGGGUCAAAUCUGUCACUUAAAAUCAUUGAAAACUGAGAUGCAAAAAUAUCAAGUGUCAUGAGCACAAAUAGUGCCAAAACAGGAUUUCUGAAUGCAGAGGCCUAAAAUCUUCAUCAGUAGAGAAUGUACAGUGAGUAUAUGUCUUUACUCAUCACAUCCACUUUAAUGUCUGAUAUAAAACAGUUAAAAAAAAAAAAUCUUCUUUAACCUUAAUUUCAAAAUCUGCUGAAUCUCCCUUUUUAGGACUUACACUGUCAGUAACACUAGAAAUGGUCCAUUUUGAAAUCUAAAAACAGAUUGUCUUUAGUGACACAACAUCAAGUAGAGAAAUAUUUUAGAUUUUUAAAAGCAGAUACCUGUCUAUGAAGAAAAACGAAAUUGUUGUCUUAUUACCACAGAUGGGAGCAGGGUUAGGGUUUGGGUUGCCCUGCCUGCUUUUGCUCUCCAUACAGUCUGAUCAGUCAAUACAACUCGGACUACAAAUGUACUGCCACUGAAAACCUCAGAAUCUGUACACAGAAGUGGUUUUAUCCAGCACCCACAUACUCCUCAGCCGGCCCUAAAGCUCAAUGACAGGAAGACAGGUCUGGGUUCUUGCUAAAUGGCUUGUUAUCAGGAAGUGUUUCAAUGUCUGACUUCUUGUUUGAAUUUGGAGGUGGUUUUUGUUCCUUUGUUUCCCUACAAGUCUGCAACUAAACAGGAGAGGAGGGCUUUAUUAUCUACAAACAACAACAAGCAAACUAUCUACAGGGUUAAAACUCAGUAAGUGAGAGGAUGGAGACCUGAGGGAGAGUAAUGGGGCAGGAUGGAGGGUUUGUUACCAGGUGAUCAGAUGAAACAGAAAAGGAAAAGGGAAAAGAUAGGAAGUCAGGAUGCAUGACAGCUGACAAGAGAUGUGGAGAGAGGAGUGUUGAGUGGCUUUCUGCUCGCUCUGACAAUGAUGGAUGACUUUUCUACGGGCUCAGAGCUUCUUAAAGGUGCAACCUGCAUACCUCACUCUAAUCAUUUAUGAAUGUUGGGGGUUAAUUUUACUUUGACAAAAUAUUUGGGGAUUAAAGGUGCAAUAUGUAGUUUAUAUACUGUUUUAAAUCACCUCAAAGUAUCACCAGAAAUUAGGAGAACAUGCUAAAUAAAAACACUAGCAGCAGCCAACAUAUCCUCUUCAAAGGUUUGUUUCUGUUUUCAUAGACUGUUUUGAGGAGCUCCAACACAAUAGUUUAAAUGCCCCUCAGGUUUCCAGAUAUGACACUGGUUAGGGGCAAGCAAACUGGUUCUGACAUACUGGUUGCUGUUUCUACUGAGCUAAAACAAGCUCCAGCAGUUUGCUCAAAAGCUUCAGACCAGAAAAGUGGCAACAGUUCUGACUUUUUCCACUGGAAGUUUGUAAAAGCCCAAAGUCGUCUUUCAAAAAUAUUGAUAUCCAAAUGAAUUUGAGUGUUGACAGAUGCUGCCCAGAUGUCUGUAGAUUUAUUUUUCAAUCUCUGACCAGCAGGCUGGUCUUUUCUCCUAAUUUGUGCAAAGCCAGGCGAACUGACUCCUCACCUCUGCAGAAAAUUAAUCACAAAGACUUCAGAGUUUCAGUGAUUUACAGUCAGAGCGUUUUGCAGUUUUGAGCUCUUGCUUCAAAACCUAAAAUUGUGUUACACUUGUCUUUGUUACUUAAGCUUCAUCCAGGUUUUACCUUUGAGUCACAACUUGUGUUUCUUGACACAGGAAAGUGUUUGGUUGGCAAAAAGCAGAAAAAAAUUCAAUCCAAAGUGUUUUCUAAAUGUCCUUCAACUCAUUUUGGACAAACCUCAAAAUCUGGAUCUUGUUGUUCUGCAGGCUUUGUUUCAGCUUUCUUUGGAGUUUCCUCUCUUUGUUCGGUGAUGCAAUUUAGCUGACUCCAAAGUCAAACAGGCUGCAGAAUCCAGCAGGGACUUUAGUGUCUUUCUGAUGUGUUUGCAUCACUGAAUCCUCUGAAAGAGAUUUUUUAUGAAGUAAAACAUGAAGCCCCACAACAUUUUCAUGCUCUCUGCCCCCUCUGACCUGCAGGAACCAUCAUGACUCCAAACUACAUCAGUAACAGUUCUGCAGACGUGUCUCUGUGGUGUCACUGUGAGGGCAGCGGGAACCAGUGGCAGGACUGUCUGCGGCUGCAGCGCAUGUUCACACACAACAGCUGCCUGCGUGAGUCUGCACAUCUCUGUUUUACUGCUCUGUUCAUGCUCUGUGUGUCAGUCCUGCACUGCUGGCUACAGAGGAAACUUUAUCUGUCAUCUGCUGUCUCAGCCUGAAUAGACUGUGAUUUUAUGUUCUUCUUCUUCUUCUUCUUCUUCUUCUUCUUCUUCUUCUUCUUCUUCUUCUUCUUCUUCUUCUUCUUCUUCUUCUUCUUCUUCUUCUUCUUCUUCUUCUUCUUCUUCUUCUUCUUCUUCUUUUUCUUCUUCUUCUUCUUCUUCUUCUUCUUCUUCUUCUUCACAUUGGAGCUGUAAUGAGCUGUAUGAGUUUAAAACAUAAAGUGUGUCCACACUUAAAGUAUUUAGCUGUGUGAUCCAGCAGAGGGUCACCUGACCAUUAAAUGGCACUCUUGACCUCAGUGAAUUAAUAUAGCGAUGAUUUUCAACAAAAUUAACCAAAGCUGACAUGAGUGGACAGUCAUGGCACCAAAUAAAGUGGAAACAGCUGAUUUAAGUUUAAAAAACAAAGAUAAGACUGUGUGCUGACUUUUUACGAGUCAACUGUUGAACACUCCACAAAUGUACUUAUUUUGCGCAGCAUUAUUUGUGUCCCUGACAAAACCUUGCACUUAAUUCUGUCUUUACAUUAACUUCACCUGUAAUUCACUUACACAAACAAUUGUAUUUAUUAAUCUGGUCUGAACUGUAGACUGUGUGAUUACUGGAUGCAGCAUCAGUAAGUAGUCUACAGUGCAAAAGCUGUGCAAACAUUUUACAUAUCAGGCUCUUAGAAUUUUCAGUGAUUUUUGUUGAUAUUACUUCAGAUUCAAUCUGUAACAUCAACUCCUGCUGUAUAAGUAUAAUUAUGGGAAAUGUGUUUUGCUGGUAGCAGGGAAAACACAAAAGCAAAACACAUCUUGUGACAAUAUAUUUCUUAGACCAGGUUUGGAUGAUAUUUGUCCUCUAGAGGACACAGCUUAGGAUCAUUUCUCUUCAAGUGUUCAAAUAUUAAAUAUUAAUGCAAACACGUUUUACUCCAGAGAAUCGACAGUUGGGAGAGAGUCUGAUCCACAAUAGUUAUGGUUUUAUUUGUAAGAUGAAACUGAGGUAACAUGAGCAAAAAUAUGUAACACCUGUACCUUGAUUUAAAAUAAUCUAUCUAAAGAAAAACAGAGUAAACAUCAAAGAUUCUCCGAAGGACAUUUCAAAGGGAAUAGAUAAAAUCGUCUUUAUUGGGACGUCUGCUGGUUCCUUCAGGGUGGCCGACCUCCCGCAGCGGCGUGCACAGCAUGAACUGAACUGCGUGUUUUAAUGUGUCAGACGCUCUGCAUGCAGGGCUGUCUCACAGUUUGGAUCUGCAGCUUCGGGCUUCUGCAGGACUUCCAGAUAUGUGAGGGGAGCAGCCCGAGGGUAGAGCCCUGCAGCUGUCACUCAAUCACAGCAGCUGUCAAUAAGCCUGUCGAUACACACUGAGCCUGUAUGUCCAAACACUAAAGCCACAAUCGAUGCAUCAAUGCACUUCCCAUAAAGCUGGGUGAUUUAUCAACCUGCCGACAGCUCAAACAAUAAAGCUGCCACACAGAUAUGUAGGUUCACACCCACUGGGGUGCAGCAGGCAGGCCAGGCGAGCAAACACACACACAUUAACACACACUAAUGCACACACAGAGGCAGUGAUGGGCUGUGUCUCCAUGCAGGUAACUCUAUCAGCUGGAUGGGAAGCCCCGGCUCCCUGCCUGCAGACAUCACCCCCCCUCCAGCUCCCAGACCCUCCCCGCUGGUUCAGGAGGACGAGCUGCUGAGCAACAACCACCUGCCUGAACACAACAACAUUGUGAGUACACAGCAGCACACGCACUUUCAAUUACCUCUCUGACUUUGAUCCGCAGGGCUUUUCUAUUAUCUUUGGUUUGAGCUCAUCAUGUCACUGUCACACUCCCUCUCCUUUAUUUAUUCUCUUUGUUUCAUCUCCAUUGCUCAGCUUUUUUAAAAUCUGUUUUAUCAUCUUUGCUGUUCCUUAGUUUGAUUUUUAAAGGCAAAAACCUGAAAUUUUCCCUUCAGUCGUGUCAGCGUUAGAUGUCAGGACUGUAUGCACCAGUUCAUGUCACAAGUAAUUCCCAUUUUUCUCAAGACCUUGACCAGUUUGUCUUGUCAUCAACAAAGCUGGUUGUCCAGCUAUGAUCAGUUGAUUUCAUAAAUGUAAAGGUGCACAUAUUUAUCCUAAACUGUUUCGGCACAGUUUUUUUGUUUUGGUGCAGGUACAGUCUCAAUACCUAGAACAAGAACUAAAGGUCAUUCCAACCUGAGGACUGGAAUACAAUACGUUUACAUGUACAGUUAAGUCAAGUUGUGGCCAUAGCUAGGUAAUUUAACUGGGCUACUGUCUUUGUGCAAGUUUACAAGCACCAGGUAAGAAUCUAAUUAUUGAGGGAAGCAUCCCUGGCAGGUGUCAACAUGUCCCCUUUCAGCUUGUUACUAUCAGGUCAUCUCCAGGUUUACGUGUUACCAUAGACUGUAUACUAUGGACAACUUGGCUCCACCUUGUGUCAUUAUAUGAAUUUGAAGCUGAAUUGCUGUCGGUAUUUCCAAGAUUUUGUCCAGUUCCUGGAACCACCACUUGGGCAGUAGCAUUGUACGCAAUCAUCGGGAACGUUCAAACAGUGUAUCCCCCUGGUGAGCUACUUAAUCUUUGUACGCCAAUAGGCUGUAUCAAGUGUCAGUCAUAGAACGAAUGAACCCCCUAAUAACUUUUAAAAAUGGAGCUGCACAGAAAUCCUUUUGCAUUGUCAGGCUUCUCUUGAGACACCUCUUUCAUGUCAUGGCAGCCAUGGAGAUAUUUUUUUAAGAACUUGAUGUUUUUAUAUUUGUUAACAGGUUGAUGAUUACCAGGCCUAAAAUUCUGAUCAACUGUUCCAAGUUCUGCACAUUGCAGACGAGGCGUAACAGAUGCGUAAAUAUGCCUUUGGGCGUCAGUGUGUAAGAGCCUUAAAACUACAGCUGUGAGAGGUUUCCGGAGUUGGCACCAGGGCUGUCAAAAUUUCUCCAAAAUAACGUUUGAAUAUUCAUCCGAAAAAUUACACAUAAGUUUGAACAUAUUCGAUAUCUAGCUUACACAGCUUGCAUAUAACUUUAUCUCACCUAGCAUUUUUUUCUGUCUACUGUGUCUGCCCAAAAUCCGAAGAAUUUCCAAACGGAGCCUCUAAAGUUAGUUAGAGUCCAGACCACUCUCUCUGAGUUUGGCUCCUGAAAUCAUGCCACCUCUCUCUACAUGGGCCAUGGACGGUUUUUGUCAAGUCUUACUGCAGGUGCAGCUCCUGUGACCAGUUCCUGACCCGUCGUUACAGUGCACUCACUUGCAAAGCACCUGCUGUUUUGUUUUGUUUUUUUGUUUGUUUUUUAUCUUUCGUUUUUUUCUCACUCAGUUUGUCCCGCUGUGUAUUUGUAAUAUUUUUUUUACAUUCGAAUCUCGUUUGUUUUAAAUAUUCAACUAUAUACUAAAAUUUAGAAUAUUCAUUGACAGCCCUGGUUGGUACCCUCUCAUGGUACUGUUUUGACCCUGUUAUGUUUGUCUUAUGCACACUUAUUGAAAUGUCUCUGUGUUGCAGCUAUAGAAGUAAAAUUAAAAACAACUAAAGAGAUUAAUAAAGUUCUCUGAAUGUUUACAAGAAACCUUUACAGGAUGCCUGCAAACUGUUUCAAGGUAGAGGGCAUAUAUAGACACAGUAUUCAAACAUAGACAUGUGCAAAGAUUUGUUCACUUUGAAAUAUUUAUCAUAACCAAUGCAUUAUUUACAUUAAUUAAGUUCUAAAUAUUCAUUCCUGUGACCCUGAAGGCUUUUCCUGUGAGGUGGCUGCAGUCAGAAUAAACUGCUCUAUAGUCAAAGCAAUUAUUGCAAACAGGACUGCAAGCAGGAAAAUUAGAUCUGCUGUGUGUGGGGAGUCUUAUUUUGAAAGGGUGAAAUAUGUCUCUUAAAAACAAAGCCUUCUGUAAAACCUCAGUAUGAUCAGAUUAGCGAACGCCGUCAUCCUCAGGAGGAGUCUGAGUCCUUCAUCGCUGUUUGACAUCACAAAAGUGAGUCAGCGUUUGAUUGGAAGAUUAGAGGAGCAGCUCGGGGGGUCGGAGUUAUCUCAGCGUUUUGGCAAGUCUUCAAAAGAUCCUACAGAGUCUGUGAGACCCACCGGAAGCUGUUUUCAGGACCACAGGAGUCCACAUGAUAGAAAAGAUAUAUCGGAUACAGUUUGAGUUCUUCUCAGCUUUAAACAGAUGCGAGGGUUCGAGUCAACACAAUAUCAUAACUUUGCUAUUGCUGACAACAGUAUCGCCUCUGAGGGCGACAGGCAACUUUACAGUGCUCUUAGAGAAGUAGUGAAGGAGUACCUGUCGAUUGUAUAUUAACUCCUUUUGUGCCAAUGACGGAUUUGGACGGAUUUUUCAUUUUUCUUGUUUUCCACUAGAGGGCGCUCUUCCCCAACAUGCGACUAAGUUUGGGGUCGUUCUGAAUGCAGAAAAGCCGACAAAUACGUCACAGCCAUGUUUCAAUAACAAAAGCAAGUACUUGCCAGUGACAAGUGCGCCAUCAAGUGUGCCAGUUAGCCUAGUUGUGGAGUGUUUUUUCUCUAUGAGGAGAGUAGUCAUUAGCCAAGAGCAAACAGUCUCGGGACAUUGGCUCCCGUGGCCGCGGUGCUACUGUCUCUGGAUCCAGUGGAGAUCCUGGUACCAGACCUUCACAUCGUCAGCAGACAAUAAAGGAAACAAUUUUCCGGCGUGUUGCUGUGCCAUUGGUGCCAGUACUGGUGUACAGCAGAAUUCAACGACAGUCCCGUCGAGGAGGAUGCGAGCAGUCCGUGUGGUCUACGUCACUGCAUGAGGUUCUCCCAGCUGCCACAAAGUGACCUAUCACGAUCAGAUCUUGAGAGUGAUAAGGAGGGGUGCCUGAGGAGGGUGGAUCUUGAUGCCACUUGUAAAGUAGUUUGAAGUAAAAUGACACAGGCGGUCAGAGUUCUGCUUGAAAGUUUCUCCUUGGUAAAAAUGUGUUUUACCUAGGUGUCUUUUUCCUGUUUGCAAAGACGAUAUGACCACGCUGCAUUGAGCAGGCAAUAACUAAACACAGGAGUGGGUUAUAGACUAACUUUUUUUCUGGUGAAAUAAGAAAAUCACCCCUUUCUUGUGAGAAAUUGCACUUAAUUCAAGUCCAAGCACAAGAUAUUCUGUGGGUCCUGAAAGAUACAGAAAUUUAUAUUGUGGUCAAUGGUGGCACUGGGUGAAAAUUGCAUAAAUGAAUCUGGCACUGAAUGAGUAAAUUUAAUGGUUGUUAAAUCAUGACCAGGUCAAGGUCAAGUCUGUUGUGAGCAGAUAGUAGCCCAUAAAGCCUUGACUCUGUUAGGUCAUUUACUCUGUGACAUCUUCUUUCAUUGGUCUCUUUGCAGAGAGAUGCUUAGGAGACUUGAUCUCAGCUCUCUCUUUAGCCCUAAGCAAUUUGCAGUUAGAUGAUUAUCGCCCAACAUCACACUAGUAGUUCGUGAAGUAGUUAGCCGUAAGAUGGCAGCAGGCUAAGGUUACUCUGGAAAUCAAUUUGGGGUUCAAAUAUGCUUGUAAGAGUCAUCGAUACCCAAAAGCUGAGGUCAUUAUUUAAGCAGUCUUUUCCCUCCACCAGCAUGACCCUCGCAACUCCAGAGGAAUCAUUAAUAUAACAAGUGUGCACUUGUUUAUUCAGCAACAUGCACACUGCACAGUGAAAUCCCCGUUUGCUGAUAUUUUAACAAUUUGUACUCAUUUCACAUUUUUUUUCUCAUGUUCGUCUUUCUGCUGCUCAUAUGUUGACAGUGUCCUGACUCCAGACAUUCAGAGUCAAAUCUGUUUUUAGUCUUUAACUCUACAGAAAGCAGGAUUUUCUCCUGUCUGUCAUAUGAAAGCUAACCCAGACUGGAACAAAAUCAGUCACUUGUGGUUUUAUCCAUUGUCAAAACAUUUUAAGAAAAUAAUCAGCUCAGCAUUUCUGAUGCUUGUACUAGACUCCUGUUACAGACUGUGGUCUAAAGGUCUGUUUUCUACUCUUUUUUAGUCAACAUGAUACUUUUUUUUUUCUUUUAGUGGUGAGUUUUGUCUAAAAAAGUAAUAUCAGAUUUUCACCAAAACAGUCAGUCAGUUGUUUAAAUGUUUUUUUCUGUCUUGCAUCGAGGCUACUUUAUUCCCUGCAUUGUAAAUUUGUGCUUGUUGUGGAAAAAUGCUUGUAGUAUGCAGCAAAUCAAUGCACAGGAGACAGGAAGAGAUCUGAAGAGCAGCCUGGGCAUUUUGAUUGUCCAGAUACAGAAAUCAGUUCAAUUGACACACAGAGUCUAGACCAAAAUCAUCAGAGGAACUCUCCUUUCUUUUUGUGCUGCCAAGUGUGUUUGUGAACAUAAUAGAUGUGUGUUACACAUGUAAACCUCUUUAAGUGUGUUGCAAGUGUGAGGCUCUUUUAGUGUGUUUUACAUGAGCAAGUCUCAUCCUGCCUUAUAACCAGAAGCCUGGGAGGUGAGCCAAGGACACACCACAUUGUCUUAAAAUCAACUGAACAUUAAUACUUCUGGGAACACUCAACGUAGCUUUCCCGGCAACCAUCAAGGUCAACACGACCUUGACAAUCAGGGAUACUCAGGCUGACCUCACAGUUGUUUACAAGACUUAUCCUCCAAAAUAUCUGAACCUAUUAUAAAGCAUUAACAAGAAUACCCAUGAUUCCCACAGCAUGCUUUUACUUUGAGGUGUACUACGUUUGGUAGAUCUUAAAGGGAUAUUCUGGCGUAAAAUUAAUUUAGGGUCAAACACAUUGUAACCACAAGUUAGACUACCCCCCUAAGAGAUGAAUGUUGCUGACUGUUUGCUUCUCUAGUUAUACCAACUUUAGUAAUGACCACACAAUAGCAAUACACAGCAGUCUGAGGAGCCACACACAAGCCUCAACCAAAAUGCCACAAAUAUUGCUCAGAACAGCACCUAACUUCAUCAACAGUACAUAUAGGGUCCCAGCCAUAGUACCAGCCACCAAACAUCUUUUUAGCUUUGCCUGACUUCUUUAGCAAGGAGACUAAACAUAACUCACCUACUUUCUUACAGUAGCCACUUGUUUGUAGCGUGACCUCGGGUCAGUCCAUUACAGACUACAGCAGGGUGACGCAGCUUAAGGAAGAACAUUUAUGAUCAUUUCUUCAUGGAAAUGCAAGGCGUCUGUAGUGCAAAAGGAUUAAUAUGGUGAUUAUUACUUCAAGGAAAUGAUAAAGAAAUGAUCAUAAAUGUUCUUCCUUGAGCUGCGUCACCCUGCUGUAGUCUGUAAUGGACUGGCCCGAGCCAGGUGCUGUUAGGUGCUGUUCUGAGCAUUAUUUGUGGCUAUAGAGUGGCUUUUUGGUUGAGGUUUGCAGGUUGGCUCCUUAGACUGCUCUGUAUUGCUAUCAUUACUAAAGUUGGUAUAACUAGAAAAGCAAGCGGUCGGCAACAUUCAUCUCUCGAGGGGGUGUCUAACUCGUGUUACGGUGUGUUUGACCCUAAAUUAAUGUUAUGCUAGAAUAUUCCUUUAACUAAAAGAACUGAAAGAAAAUAAGUGGAAAUGUUUUUAGAUUUACAAUAAAUCUACGAACGUCACUUUUGAAAAAGGGCCACGUCAUCUUUUUGCUAUAGCUAGCUCACUGGUAGCUGCUGCGCACAGUUUUACCAUUUUUCACCUGAUAUCUAUGUACAUUAUGUUUAAAAACAGUUAUUGUCAUCACUGGUAUUUUGUGGCAGCCCUUCUCCAAACUUUUCUGAAGAUAAGAUGUUCCUUUAACAGUUCCACGGGGGGAAUUCCCCAAAAAAUGAAAUGCAGUUUACAGGCAGUAAAGGCACAAUGAAGAUUUUCUUUCAGAUAUGAAGGAUGCGGGGUCUUGAAGACACUCCUCCAUAUCUGGCUGACAAACACGUCAAUUUUUACAACUACAGUCUCACUCCCCACCCAUCAGGCCCCACCGUCUGUAGCACCCACACGGUUCUGGUCCUACAGCAUUUGAGAUCCUUCCUGGCAGUUUACGUGUUGGUCUGCCAGCUCGGUAAUAUGCAGGCACUAACACACACACACACACAUAUGUCCAAAUCCUGGCUGUCCUUGUCCGGCACUGACCGUUAAACAUGGUCCAAUUCAAUCCCGGUCCUGGCUACUGUAACCUUGGCCGGACCGCAAUCUGCCGUGGCUGUGGCUCCUCAGCUCCCAGCAUGCCUCACUGCCAGAGAUAAUCUGGGCCGCCAGACAAGCGGGGAUUCCAUCUCUCUCUCUCUCUCAGCCUCUCUGUGUCUCUCUCCCAGUGAGCGGAUUAGAUGAGGUGUUGGUUGGAAGCGGUGCAUCAGUCAGGCUUCAUUAGUAUGAAUUUAUUCAUGCCCAUAUGUCUCCCCCCUUUCUCUACCUUCCCCAAAUCCCCUCUUCCCACCUUCUCUCCUCUCCUCUCAUCUCCUCACUUCCUCCAUCCUUAAUUUUCAUCCUCUCCCAUGCUGUUUACUUUCUGCUCUCACUUUAUCCAUUCCUCUCUCUCCAUCUGUACCUGCUCCAUACCUCCUCAUCUGUCCGUCACUCAGCCUCCUGUCUUGUCUUCCUGAGGAGCUUUGGCUUGUUUCUCUAAAGUGAUUUUUCCAGAAUUUGAAAGGUUUCACUUCAAAAAGCCGAGGAUGGGCUCAGAGAGAGAGGAAAGAAGAAGUGUCGCGCUCAGAAACACAGAUUACUGCUCUUUGUUUGAAAUGUUUCCUUUCCACAAGGGAUGCAUUAAAAAUAGAGUGAGGCAGGGUUUGAACCACAAAACUCUUCACUUUAUCUUGUUUACAUUUAUUUAUGAUACUCUGCUCAUUAGCUGAAGCCGAUCACAGAGCACAUGGCACUUUCAUAAUUGUAUGGGUGGAAAAGCAGCCUUUUAUUCUCUGUUGUAGUUCUCUUUUUACUAUUUUGAUGCACAUCAAAGAGAAAUACUGUGUAUAGAAAUUUGAUGAUACAUCACACCUGAACAUGAGUUCAGCAUGACAGGGAAAAACUCAAGCGGUAAACAGAAAUAUAUCACAAAAAUGUACCAGAUCAGUCCAUUCAUCUACAGUGAUGAUUUCUUGGUUCAGGACUUUUCACACACCAACAACUAUAUUCGAACUAGAUAUUUCUCCUUCUUUCUUAAUCGACGUUCUCAUGUUUCAUCUGUAUUCUCUGCUGUUAAGUUUAGUUGCUAUUGGUGUAACGAUUAAUUUUAACAACAAAUUGAUCAGUAUCAUGAUUUGUGGUUGGCGAUUCAAUUCGAUUCAAGGAUGAUAUUGAGUCAUUUAAAAUGAUACAAUUCGAAACAAUUCAGUAACUGGAAAUCAAUUCAGUAACUUUUUAGCCAAAAAUUCCACCAAGUUGAAUUAACAUAAGAUUAACCUUUUCUAUUCUAAAUUUAAAUAUUCAAUAAUAACAGCAGAUUUUCCUGCUACUUCUGCUCUUGUUUUUCAGCAUAGAAAUAAUACAGUGGUGGCUUGAUAAUUCUAGCUCGCCAACUUCUCCUCCACCGUCUGCCAUGCUAUGUUUUGUUGUCUGCUGGCGUGUGGUGAUGACACGGUACAGUACACAGACAGUAACGCUUCACUUCUUUAUCAUAAUAAUAAUAAAAAAACACAUUCAUGUACAGCCUGCCGUGCUUCAAUUUUGGGUUAUUUCCUUGUAUCGAUACAAUCAAUUUAUUGAUAUAUGUUGUCCGGUAGACCAACUUGCCGAACACAGAUCGAUGUAGUUGGAUCAUAGGAAUAUAUAUCCAUACAUUGAUGUUGUAGAUGAAUCCUUGCUAGUAGCUACAUAUGAGUGAUGUGAGUCUGUCCCUUCUAUUUUGCAAGCUCUUGGUUUUGUAACGUCAGCAAUUACCAUCCUGAUGUGAGGCUUCUCUACUAAAGGAAUCAGGACUUCAACUUUUUGAAUCAGGAACAGGACCUCACUGUUGUUCACUGCUCAGUUUCCUGGUACUUCCACUGCAGUAGUCGUUUCUCUUUCAUGCCUCCCCUUUGCCAGUUCAGUGUUGGUAUGUUUUACUGAACAUGUUAAGUAAACACUCUUCACGUUGCCAUGUUUAAACUAGUAGAUUCUUCAUUUCUGAUGUCUGUGCUUCGUGUUUACUACUGCUGCUGCUACAGCUGCAUUUGUCAUGCCCUUGUCUUCCUUCAAUCAUCUUGCCUUCUGAUUGGCUAUUGUGUUCUUCCAGGAUAUUCUGACAAGAUGAUGUUUAAAAACCAGCUGAUAAUCUUGCCUUUGCUGAUUUAAGUCUGAAGGGGAAUCGACCCCAGAAUCGGCACAGUUAUCUUGUAGUGUGCGCCCACUCUAAGGGUUUCUAUUGUUCCUCCAGUUAAGUCCUGCUCACCAAGAAAGUGUCAUACUGGUUUAUGGGGUUAAUUACCUCUUGAUACACAUUUCAUAGAUAUUAGCAACAACACUUUAACUCUGUUUUUUACUCACUAGAUCUUAAAAUUCCUGUUUGUGUUAUGUUGUUUGUAUUUAAGUGUGAACUUUUUUCAAAAUAAUGAUUUUUUUCUUUUGUUUUGUUCUAAUAAAGUAGUGUCACUAACUGUAAAACUGUUUUUAAAAGUACCAGUAUUUUAUCAACUAAUUUAUUUUAAAAUGUUUGCUGUCACCCAUUCCUAUAGAUGAGGUCCAUAAAUAUUAAUGCUUUUACAUAUUAGGGAUUCAUAUAAAAUCUUAAUUUAAGGUGAAAUGUGAUCUACGACGUGUCACAACUUUAUGUGGUGUUGCAGCAAAAUAAAACAAACAUUUAUGCUAAAAUACUGUUAAAAUGAGUGUGCUGGAGCUCAGGGACCCACAAGUUUUAUUCACUUCACUGAUUCUCGAGGAUGCACUCACAGUUUCUUCAGGUUAUUUCUGUCCUCCGAUGUGUUACAGACUGAGGAGAUAAGAGGAAAGGUCAUGAGCCUUUAAAAUAACAGGCAGUGAUUUAGAAUAAAUGUGUAGGCUGGAGGAGAGUUAAAACCCAUUCAGACUGUGGUCUCUGUUCUGGCUGGGAUAGUCCGUACACAAAAAUGAUCAGAAUCCAUUUCACACUAAUGGAUAAAAUCAUCGUCUCGUUGCUCUGUCAUAAAUUUAGGAAACUCUGGCAGUGAUGUGUUUCUGUACCCUGAAGCAGGAAAAGUUGACUGUUUAAAGCUUCUGCAACUGUCAGAAGAGAUGAUGAAAAGUCAAAAUAAAAGUCAAAAAAUGUGAACACUCAGACAGGAGCUGCUAUCAGAGGCAGUAUUUCACAGAAAUGAUGGAGCAGUGUGCCGUUAUCAGAAGAAGAACAAUCUGCAAACUAUCACCCAGCAGCAGCCCAGGGCUCCUCCAGAUGUUUCUGCAUCUCAUGGAGAAUAAACAGCUGGGUGUCUCCAGCUCUCAACGCCAAUAAAAACAGCACUCAGUCAUUUUCAUCAAGAGCUUCAAAGUUUAAAAUUAAGACUCCUCUGAAUCAAAUUAACUCGUAUUCAACGUACCAUAUAUUGUCACAAGCAAAACACACGAUUUCAACAAAGAAGCAGGAUUAUACAGGCAGUCUUCAGAUCUUUGUUCAUUACAUAUUUAUUCAGAUAUCGUUUAAAAAAAAAAAAAAAAGACAAAGAGCCAACGUGCAUUACCCUUCUGCCUCCUAAAGCAUUUGCUUUUUGUUCAGGCCCGAUAACACACUGGCCUACUGCUCAGUUAAGCAUAAUCUUGUGGUUUCAGGUUGCAUUGGCCUUGGUUUAUUUUAGCAUUAUCCUUUGGCCCAAAAUAGUAUUACAGUUUGGCUCCAUACGGAGUUAUCUUUUGGCUCAAUGAAGCAUUUGCAUUAGGACCCCAUUAAUACAUUAGGCCAAAGCUCAAUUUUGAAUGAUGGUGUGGCUCCGUGUUGCAUUUGUUUUGGCUCUUUUUAGCUUCAUCCUUUGGCCCCUAAAUAGCACGAGUCUUGGCUGCAUAUAGCAUUAUCUUUUGGUCCAUAUAACAUCAGACUUUGACUCCAUUUAUAGCAUUAUCAAUUGGCUGUAUACACUAUUAUUGUAUUGCCUCAUUAAGCAUUAGCAAUUGUCUCCAUAUAGCAUUAGUUUUUGCCUCGAUAUAUCAUUAUCCUUUGGCUUUACAUUGCACUAUCCUUUUCCUCCUUUUUGCCUUAUCCUUUGGCUUCCUAUAGCAUUAGCGUUUUGCUCUGCAGACCCUUUUAGAGAGAUAUUAGCAGUUGUCAAAAAGAAGCAAACCUUCUUCACAGGGUGGAAGACGACAUAGGAAAACAUAAAAUGUCAUCUUUUAAAGGUUUUGGCACCAAAACAGAAGAAGUAACAUUUAGGGUUCUAUUUUCAUGCCUCACCAGCGUGGGUGGCACAGGCGUGGCUUAAGUCAGGUCUGCCAUGCCGAUGAGGCCUGGCACACUUUGGUAUUUUGGUGAGCGGCGCAGCCCGGCGUAAGUAUCCCCUCUCCCUAACUCAGCUCCUUCCAGCAACGUAAGUUGGAAAGAGUGAGGGGAGCUGGCGUGAAGUGGGUUUAACACAGCCGAGUCCUGUUUUCACCAAUCACAUCAGCUCCUCUCCUCACCUUUACAUCCGCCACCAGCGAGGCAUAUUACAAUUUUCGUGAAGUAGUUGAAGAGUUCAAGAGAUGUCUGAAGACAGCAACGAGUGUUGCUGUAAGCGCUGCGGAGGGCGUCCUCCAAAAAGAAGCCUGGAAAGACUGUUUAUUAUUUGUCCUCUUUUUGUGUGAUUACCAAUAGCCCCAAAUAUGAAAGAGUUUUCAGAGUUUGUUUUCACAGCAGCAUAGUGGAUAUGUCUGGCAAUAUUGUAUAGCUCCUGAAGAUCAUUUAUCAACAGGCUGAAUAUCAACAUGCAGAGCAGGCUCCAAAAAGAUUCACAGGAAUGUAGUCAUAUGGAUAAAGUGAAACUCCAAAUGUGUAAUUACUGUAAAAAGACAACUUAAUAGAAAAAAAAUACAUCCGACUCAGCGAUUAGUUUUACCAUUCAUAGUAAAAUUGAGACUCACCAUUAAAGUAUUGUUUUUUUUUCGUCUUCUCUGAAAACCUCCCUGAUGGUUUUGUCUCACCCUGUGUCACCCCCUUAAGGUGGUGGAGAGUGAGGAAGAGGAGGAGCUGACUCAGACAGAAGAGGAGAGCAACGAAGGCGGUCAGUUUGACGUCAUCCCGCUGUACUCAGAGAGGGCCACCGUCUCUAACCUGGGCUCCACUGGCACCGGGGGCGCUGCUUCACUCCCCACCAGCCCUCCUGCACCUGUCCUGCUUCUCCUGUUGCUCCUGAGCGUCUCCUUCAGCUGGGGUUAGAUGAAGGAUGUAAAAAGAAGACACACACUCACACAUACACACAUAUAAACAUGCACAUGCACACUAUUACAUACUAUGGACCUGCCAGAAAUCCUGGACUGAUGGCUAUGACAUGACUGGAAGCUAAGUGAAGAAAAGGACUUCACAUUUAGUCAGUAGCAUCCCCUUGAUUCCUCACUUCUGUCCUUGCUCCCUUCUUUCCUUCUUUGAAAAUGGCACUUUGUUCAAUGCUGUUUGUCUGCAGCUGCAGUGAUUUGUAAAUGUCCUGGAGGCUCAGAGGACCAGGUCAGAGUCUGGGUGUUCACAUGCAGCCAUUAACCAAGAGUAAAAGCUGUCAUAGAUGUAGAUUCAGACGGAUUUCAAAUCAGAAAAUAUGAUGACUAAAAACAUCUAAAGCUGAAGAAGGAGAACGGUGACGAUGUUUGCACAUCCGUUGGUUUACAUGCAGCUUUUUUAGUAAUGCAAAAACGGACAUUUUAGAGCUGUUUUAAAGCUAAGGCUGCAGAUAUACUUGCUGUUAACUAAAUGUAUUUGAAUGUAUGAUGGCUGCCUCAUGUCCCUAGUGUAUGUUUGGUGCAAAUUCUCAAAAGUUGACAUGGCGUAGAUGCAAGCUACAGUAUGUAACAGCAGAAGGACAAUGAGGGAGCAGAGGGGAGUUAACGCAGCAACAACUGGAGAAAGUUUAGAAGUGAAGCUGUUGACAAAGUUACAAACACGCUGGUCAAGAUAACUCAAAAGAGAUCAAAUAUUACAAGUCGAAGUUCAAUCUGCAGAACCAAAUGAUAAGUCUAAGUUUAAGGAAAAUGUUGGAAAUACUGAGCUGGUGUCACUGAUUGGGUCAUUUGACCCAGAAUCAACAUGACAGUAACCCCUAUGACUCCUGUCAUGCAUCUUGCAAACCUCCCCCAUCAGUUUUUGUGAGUAUUUGCAAACAUAUGCAACUGGAACCAAUUUUAUCCUGAGUGUUUUUCCUGCUGUGUCAGAUACACAGACCCAAUCACAGCCCUUCUCUAAAAAUGGGACAAAGGAGCGCCACUUCAGUGUAUUCGUACACAGCCAAGAUGGCAGCUCCCAUCCCUGUAAGGUUGAGUCCACUAUUGUGGUUGUUUUCAACCAAGGGAUGUAUUUUCAUAGCAAAGGAGUGGAAGUCUCAAAAGGUUGAAACUCCAGCAGCAUUUGUAGUCAAGGAACAACUUUCAGGUCGAAGCCCUUAUCAGGGUUAUUGUACAGCAUACAACAAACCAGGGACACAUUAAAAUACAGGAAAAUUUAAAGGUCAGAAACAGCCAAUUUCAUGCGUCCACAUACAUGUGGGCCAACUACAGUGUGUGGUGUUUAUCCAUUACAAGUACAAGCAACAGCACAUACAGAGUUCAUUGUUGAGAAAAGUGUGUUUCUUCUUUUGCAUGCCUCUGUCUGUUUAUGUUUCUGUUGCUAUGCGCUUCGUCACAUGCUGCGUAAAUCUUAUUGAAUGUAGGCGACACCUCCACAUGCAUGUAAGCAUUACUAAUGACUGGAAAUAUGGAACGAAAUAAAGGAUCCUGGACCCAUUCACUUUAGUACUUAAAAUGGUUUUUACCGGUCUAAAUAGUCUUGCCAUUAAGAGUCAUUAUUAAUUCAUGAUUAAUUUGCCCUAUCUUUACCCUUAACGGCAAAUAUCUUCCUGGAGAAGAAACAACGGUUUUCUGAAGUUUCCAUUGCUUGUCACUCUGUAGUACAGAGAGCUGAAGACAUAUCAGGUUUUAUGAGACAAUUGGAGGACAGGAGAGGUUUUUUCCUAGCUUGCUAUGAUAGUUCAGAUACAGUACAUCUGUCUAGUUCUGACAUUAUGUGUAUCCCUCUUAGACAUACAUUCGGACAUCUAGAGGAAAGGCGUAUCGUGCAGUUAAGUACUGCAUGUGUGCAGUUAUGUUCAAGACUGAGUCGGUUGUUUGUGGGAAUUCAAAGUUGUUGAAAGCAAGUAUAUUUCCAGCCUAAGAUGUGAAAUAAAGACGUUCAAAAAUUUGUCUUUAAGUUUUUGCUUUUAGGCGACAGCUGAUUGGAAAUGUGACCGUAAAGGACCAGAUAGUGAACUCUGUGCUUAGAUGUGAACACCCACAUUUACAGGACAGCCAUACAGCUGCAGCCAGACCUUAUUGUUGUUUUGUUUGUUUGUUUGUUUGUUUGUUUAACUUAUGAAUGAAGGCUGGUUCUGUCCCAUUGGUUGCAUCUCACCUGUCUGUGUCUGUGUCUGGAGGUGAGGAUGGCGCUGACAGUCCACAUAUCCACCAAACUUUAUCACAGUGAUGAAUGGAGCGAUCCUCUUCCUCCUGCCACCGCCGCUCUGAAUGACAAACGACACACUUGUCUCUCAUUGUUUAAUGAACAUCAAGUGCCAAGUGUGUCGAGUUUGUGUGUUUGUGUGUGUGCAGGGAUCAGGCGGGGAUUGCAAAGAAAAUUGAGUAAAGCUUUUUGUCAUAAUUUGAGUCUUGCACUUCAUCGUUCCCACCCACGUCAGCACAGCCACACAAACUGAACACACACACACAGAAGCACACACACACAUUAGCACACAUACUGCCUGCCGAUGCAGCUCUUUCUUGCUUUAUUGCUUUAUCCCCGUCCCUAUCUCGCUCCCCGGUGACUCAGGGACCGGGACCUGCGCCGCCACAGGCAGCGAUAUGAAUAAAGCCGUCAUAAUAAAAACAACACACCAGAAACAAUAUGAGCUCUAAAAUGGCAGAACAAAUCAAAUAGCUCCCCAGCAGGCAAAAAAAAAAAAAAAGAAAGAAAGAAACACACACACACGCGCUACUUCUGACAGCGACACAGAGACAAAAUGAAAAGAGUUGGAGAAGGAGUCGGAGGGAAAGAUUUAUGGAGGAGAAAUUAGGGGAAAAAAUAAGGCCAAGUCCCUGUGUGGUCUUUGUGCGUUUGAUGUUUUACUUGUUUUUAGUUGCCUGGCUGAUAAUCAGUCCCUGACAACAUCUCUUUAUCAUCUGACAGGCUCCUGGGGGGGAGCACUCAGAGUGUGUGUGUGUGUGUGUGUGUGUGUGUGUGUGUGUGUUUGAGGAGGGGGGGCAUCAGGCAGUGAUAGAAAUAGCGCACUAUAGCGAGAGCAGAAAGGACCCUGGAGCACAAACACAGCAGAGAGAAUCGCCCGCUCUUGAUUUUCUAUGUCUUAUAAAUCUUUUGCUGACACUAAUUUUUUUUCCUAUUUCUCGUGAGCACGUAAAAUUAACUUCCAUCUGCAGGGGCACCGUGAUGGUGGAGGGCAAGGAGACAGAGGAGAGAGAGAGAGAGAGGAAGGGAGGAACGAGAAGGAGGGGGACGAGUGAGCAGAUAAGAAGUAGAACAAACAAUGAGUGGAGGAAAAAGAAAAGAGAGAAGGGGAUGAAAAUGGACUUCAGCUGGGAGUUGAAGGAUAGAAAAAAAGGAUGAUGGAGCUGGAGGGAGACCAGAAGGAGGAAAUGUGGGAACAGAGGGAAGAAAUAACGAAUGACAACAUUAAGAGGAGACACAUACACAUUUCCUACAAAGUUAUUGGGUCCUGGUUUAGGACUGCUUUUCCAUCAAUAUGUCACUACAUACAGAACGUCACUGAACACAUUUUCCUUUUUCCCGACUGGCUUGCUGCAGAGUUUGCAAACACAAAUAAUCAAAUUGGUCGAAUAAAAGAUGGAUUUGUCCCCUUGAAAUAUAAAGAAAGUCUGUGAUUGUUUUAAAAUCUUUUCAUUGUAUGUCUGAGAUGACAAAGUGAAUAACCUGAUGAUUGAGUAUCUCACAUUUAGGGAACUGAUCCACAGAGAACAAAGUCAAACAAACAGUGAAACAUCACAGGAAGACACUUCUCUGUUGAUUUAAAAAGAUAAGAGAAAAGGGUCAAAAAGGUGACUCUCACACUGGAGGAACAAGGAGGAUUAAUGGUCAGCUGAAGUGCAGUAAAGCAAAGCAACGUAUCAAUCAGCAUCCCCAAAAUCUGAACAGGAUAAAGAAUUCAUGCUAACGCUGAAAGAUUAUUGUUGGAGCAGCAACAAAAAAUGAAGUAUUUUCUCUGUCUUUUCCAGAAUGUUACACAGUUUUACAAAAACAAAUACAAUAUAGACUGUAGUUUGUAGACAGCUCUACAUGUCUGGAAACACAAAUCAAUUAAAAGACGUCUCUGUCCUCCUCCUCCUCCCCUCCAUUGGUGUUACAGGAUGGACAACACACUGUAUAAUAACUGCAGAAUAUGUCGGUGAUGUAGAAGCCUAUUGGUAUAGUGGUCACCAUAUUGGUAAUGCUGACUCAACCUAGCAAAGGUGGGCCUUCUAGCUACAAUGUGCCCAGUUGUCAGUCAAGUCAGCUAUUCCUCUGAUUGGCUAAAACCUUCAUAUCUUCAAAAUGGAUUUGUUAUAUGAAAAAUAAAAAUGUGGGUUCCAUGGGAGCCCUGAUCUGUUCAGACCAAAACUGUUUAGAAGUCAGUUCAUAAGUUCACUUUUGCUCCAAACUCAGUGUGAAUGUGGUUUCUAGCACUCUACAGCCAGCCUUUAGUGGAGACUCAUUUCUCAUGUUGCUGCACGGGCUCGGACUCACUAUUUGGAAGAAGAAAAACAGAGAAAAUGCAAGAUGAGGAAGGGACACAAUAGAUGGAAAGAUAAGAAUAAGAAAAGGAAGGGAAGGAUUUAAAAGUAAAGACACAAAGAGCAAGAACAAAAAAAAGGGGAAGAAGAGAGUGUAGGAGGAGGAAAACUGACAAGGGAAAACAGCCUGGAGAUGGAGGAUGGGUUCAGGAAUGAAGGAGGGAAAGAAGGAAAGGCUGGAAGAAAGCAGAAGAAGAGGGAAAUAGGAAAAGAGAAAAGGAAAAGGAUGCAAAAAGAAGAGGAGGAUACCAUAGGUGAGGAAAGGACAUUGCAGAAAAGAAAAGUUGUAUAAAAACAAAGUUUGAUGAGAACGAGAAGAGGGAAAGUUUAGGAGAAAAAAAGAAGGGAAGAGAAGACAGAAGGAUGAAAAGAUGGAGAAUAAAAAUCUAAGAGAGAGAAAAUGAGAAAGGAAACCUGGAGAGAGGGAAAAAGGAAUAAACGUGGAUAACAGAGAGGAUUCAGUGAGAGAAGGAAGGAUGAAAAAGGAAAGAGGGAAGGGAAAAGAAGAAAAGAGGAGGAGAGGAGGAUGCAGAAAGCAAAGGAUGGAUAAAGGAAGUAAAGGAGGUACCACCGAGGAUUCAAACUACAAAGAGAAUGAAGGGAUGAGCAGAGAGGAAGAGACGCAGAGACAGGGAGAGAGAGAGAGGUGACAGGUCUGCAGUGUACCUGAACCUCUCCCUCUCUUUCUACAGGAGCUGCUGUAAUACACAACUGCACACACACAAAGACACACACACACACACAAACAUACACACUGAGCACAGCCCUCAGACAAAGCGUGUGUCAGUCAGAGAAACAGCGAUAAGACGGUGAGUAAAGCUCUGCCGGCUCACCUGAGAUACCUCACCUCUGUGUCAGACUGUGAAGGAAACAGUGAGGCUCUGUGAGGAAGAGGAAGAGGAGGAGGAGGAGUGUGGCACAGUGUUAACUAAGAGUCACAAACAACAAUCUGUAAUCAGCGUAAUCUAACCCGCUGAUUACAAUGAAACAUUCAUCCUCUCUAAUGACGCCAAACGUCUCCAUAAGCUGUUUUCAUUAAGACGAGAAUCAUCCCGCAGACGCAGGUUAUGACCGAUUUGGAAAAGGUGAACAAACUUACUGUGUGACGAUGAAGAGUCACUCUUUGAGGAGCUAAAUUUAGAGUCUAAAUGAUGAAGAGAUAACAGGACUGUUACUUUUUAAAACCUUUUUCAAAACUAAGUUUAAAUAAAUACCCCGCACAUCAAAUCUCUUCAUUUGACAGUUUUCUGAACAGUAAUCACUUUCAGAAAUCAACCAAUCACUUUAAAUAAAAACACUGUACUGUAAAGAAUUUUUUUGAGGUUAUAACAACCUCAAAAAAAUGUUUUUAAAUGACUGUUCACCUGAACUACCAAGAUUGAGUGCAGCUCUUCUUUAAAUAUGACCUGUCAUUACAAACUCAGUGGUGCUUUAUGCAGCCCUGUUCUUGUCUUUGAGUUUGCUGUCUGUGUUGCCCAAAACACUUCCAAAAGGAAAUUAUAAGAUGUUUUGGUGUCGUAACUGUUUUGCCAAAUGUCCAGGAGACUUGAGCAUGUGGUCUGGCCCACAUGUGUGAGGACAAAAGAGCAGAAGUAUUUUUGGUUGGAAGUUGUAUCAAUGUUUUUUAUAAGCCAAAUGUCCGCCAGUCUAUAGGAUUUUUACAGGAAUCCUUGAGUUAGAUCAACAAUUUUCAACACAUUUUUAAUGAUUUUACUAACAAACUUUGAGACCUGAACGUCGUUUCAACCUGUCACUUGUUGCAUCUACAGCACAUUUUCACUUUUUUUUUUUUUUUUCCUGUGGUGUGAUAGAAUUCAAACAAAAUCAUUCAGGCCUUAUUUGGCUCUGCUAUGUUUUUGUGUCUCUCUGUUUGGAUUGUUUUCUACUGCUCAACAUCAAUUCUUCUUUAUUAUCCACAUUAUUGCACCCUAAAAUGGUUUGACCUUUUUGAGACCACGCCAAAUCAAUCAGAAGUUCCCACAGCUCAGAUUUAUGAUGACUGGAAGACGCUGACUAACUUUGACAAAUAAAAACAAAUUAAGUACCAAUCAAUUCUUAGAGUGUAAAGUCACAUCCAUUUGAGUUUUCAUCGGAUCAUCAGUGAUGUAUUAUUAGCAAAUCAUGAUCAAAGAAAAAACAAGGUUGAUGUUGAUUGUUUGUUGUCACUCUUUACACUGGUUAUGACAUCCAAAAAUAGUGAUUAUCAUAAUAGAAAUGCUGACACUAACUAAACAAAAUCUAGAAACAUGCAAAGAGACGACACUGAUGUAAAUACAGACUCUUGUCAAUCAGCUCACUAAUCAUGCAAGUUUAUACCUGACUUACAGUCAUAAUGUCAUCAAAACGUCUGAGUUAUAAAAAAAUGAACAUUAGGCCCUGCACAGCUGUGAUGAAUUCUGAAUCAGAAUGGAAAAAUGUUCAUUUCUGCUGUCCAAGUCCCCAUUUCACACAUGAAACUCAAUUGAUAUUCCUCAGAUUAAAGUAGACACUCAAGGAAUAUCAGCUUGCCGCACCUCUGCAUUGGCUUUAUUUUUCAAUGCAGCAAUUACUCCAUCCUCUCAGAUAAAUCCAGCAAUUCUGUCAGUGGAGGCUUGUGGCUUUAAAGACGGUAAUAUAAAGGCUUCCCUGUUUAAAAAAAAAAAAAGAGGCUCUUACUUUACACAUAAAGGUCUAUCUCUGUAGGGAUCUUUGCUGUGAUGUUGUUAGACACUCAGAAUAACAAUCUGAGCCUGUCGGGGGGGGAAACAUCAACCUUAAGUGGAUGUAAUUUGAUUGGACGUAUUGCCAGCAGGGAUGAUGCUGAAGCCACUUUAGCCUAUCUGCUGGAGCAGGUUUAGAAAUGUUUAAACCUGCUUGUUUUCUUACACAUCUUAGCAAAAGCCCUCUGAGGUGUAUCUGGUCAAGGGCAGUAACAGUCUGAUUACACUGUGAAGGCUGAUCUCUAACAACGAGACAAUCCUGCUCUAAGUUUGACAAAAGCAAGCGUGGGGUGUACAGUGAAUUUGCUCAAAAAGCGAUGAGCGUUUUCCUCUGACCUCAGAAUUGCCCUCUCCAUCCAUCCUCUGCUGUGUUACAUAGAAUUAGAAAGCCAGGUCGAAACCCCCUCCGCCUAUAGCCAACUAGCGGGGUUAAUUGAGGUCAUUGGGGAGAGGGCGGUGUGUGAUUGACGUGGCCGGUGGGGGCUGGAGUGACGGCCUUUUACCGGGGCCUGUUGUUCGUUUUAAUUGUUGUCUGGGCUGUUUGUCGUCAGGGGCAGACACCCGGCGACAGGACGACAAGAGGGAUGGACGGAGGCAGGAAGAGAGACAGGGGAUGGAAAGAGAGAGGCGGGAGUGGACACCGGUGAUUUACAUUAAUAUGUACUGAAAUAAACAAGCGGAGAAGCCAUGCGUUAAAUCAAGUCAGAGAGAGAGACAGAGAGAGAUAGAGGAAGAAGCCUGCAGGGUGAGAGAGGAACAGAGAAGGCGGAUGUGUGUGAGUGUGCGUUCUUUUAUUGUUCUAUUACCGUGCAGUAGAUUUACACGCACAAAAGCGCGCACACACACACGCACACAUUUACACACAGCAUGUCAGAUUUGAGAGUCUAGUGUGUCUGCUUUCUCUCUCCAGUAUUUUAGUAUUCUAAUCCAUCAUUGGCCUGACAUGGGGAUGCUGUCUCUCUCCUCUCUCUCUGUCUAUAACUCUCUCUCUCUCUCCAUGCUGCUGCACAUACACGGCAUCCAAACGGAAGAUAAAGGCAGAGCAGGGGGAAAAACAAACUCCACAGCAGGGAGGGCUUUAUCCACAGAGAUAAAGCGGAGGAAUAAAGCAGCGACGGGAAGAUAUAGAGAAGGUUGAAGAGAUGGAAAAAGAGGGUAAAGGAGGGAGGAAGGGGAUGAAAAUGGAAGCGGGAAAGGAGAAGAGUAAAUGGAGAAAAAAAAAGACCGGGGUGAGGGGUUGGAGGGAAGGGUGAGUGAGGCAGAUGUGUGUGUGUUGCAGUGUGCGGCGGCUGAAGCCUGAGCCUCCCUGCUCCAUUUCACACUCUGUAGGUCCUGACGCAUCAACGUUAAAACACACACACACACACAUAGACACACACAGGCGCCGUCCUUCUUCUUCGAUUUCUAAUACACAAACACACACACUCAUGUGCUGCCAUUUCUCAGGCAUGUACACACACAGAUAAACAAAGGCGCGCUAACACAAAGUCACAGCACAUCUGAAAUCCCUGCUGCUCUGCCCUUGACUCUCUCUGCCUCUUUGCAUUUUUGAUCUCACACCAGGUUCAAGAAAUAUGAACCAAAAAGUCCCAUCUUUAACAUUUAAAUGCUUUUUUUUAGAAACACUAAGCAUGUACUUUUAUUCCUCUCCCUGCAGCCGUGAUUUUGCGCCAACUUUGAUAAAUCUGUCAGCGAACCACAGAGGCGAGUCGGGUCAAGAAGAGCUGAUACAACUAAAAAGUUAAUUACACGACAGAAUGUACUGAAGGGAGACUGCAGGCGCCCCUUAGGGUCCAAAUUACAAAAAAAGCCCAACAUAUUUCCUCUCCCAUCUGCAGUGAAUCCACUCAAAAGAGGUUUGUUUCCCCAUAUUUUGAGUUACUUUUUCAUCCACAGACACACACACACACACACACACACACACACACACACACACACACACACACACACACACACACACACACACACACACACACACACACAAAAUAAGGGUUUGAAACUGUUUGAUAGCGGCCUUAAAAUACUCUGUUUCCAUGGAUGACAUUCAGAUAACUUUGGAUGAAAUGUUUCAGAUUCUAUUUAAACCCACUGUGAGGAGUUUUCAUUUCGUUUCAAUUAUGGUAACCCCUUUCUCCAGGAUUAAGACUGCAUUUCCCAUGAGCACCAUCACCUCAAGUGUCAUGAAGAUAUGUUCUUCAUCAAAGCAUGUGAUACAAGCCUCAAAGCUCCUGAAUCACACCCGUCUCCAGCAAAUACACACAAUUUAACUCUUUCGUCCUUAAAGAGCAGUGAAGCGUUCACAUGUUGGCUCAAACAUUAAAUCCUGUAAAAGCCGUUUGGCUCUUUUACUGGGCAAAAUCCUGGCUGUAGUUUCUUCCUUAAAAUCGAUUUUGCUGAUCCUGCUCCAGUAUCAGGCGAUAGAAAAAUUAAGGAAUCGAGCACUGAAAAAGAAACUGAGAACACCAACACCACCAACUCCUGAAAAAUGACAACAGCACAGACAGUUUCAGCUGCAGAAUUGUCCUGAUUACUUCUCUGUAGAUUUUGGUGUGGUCCAGUCUGUGAUUCAGCCACUCACAGCACUGGAGAGCACAUUAAAUGGAUCCAUAAAAAAUAUGAUGGUUGAAAGUUUUGGAAUCAGUGUGCAAAUGUAUUCGAACCCCAUGAGAUCCUGUUAACAGUGUUGGAUUCAGUGUGCAAGACCUUCACACCUGACAGCCAAACUUGACCAGCUGAGCUCUUAACACGGACACGGACAGGUUUUUUUUACUGGACUCAAAAUUCACCUUAAAGAAAUUUCAUCACUGAUAAUCCCACUUCUCUUCGUAGGUCAUGGAGACUUAUCAGGAGUAACACUAAUUUGACACGAGCCAAAAACUCCACAUAGUGACUUUUAUUAGAUAAUGAGGUGAUGAUAAUCCAUGGGAAUAAACUCAAACUUGACCUUCUCCUGUUUUGUUAUCGAAUGUUGGUUAGCAAUCUUCGAUGAUUUUUUUCCCCCCAGCCAACAGAUUAUAACAGAAGCUGUCAUAAUAAGAUUGUUUUUAAUGUGUUCAAGUAUAAAAUGAAUGCUCUCUUUCAUAUUUAUUUUGCUAAAUCUCAGAGUCCCAAUACAGGAUAUUUAUUGUAUGUUUGUGUGAUAUUGAAUGUGCUCUACUUCAUGAUCUGAGUUUAGCAGCAACAGCUAAACAGCUAGCUUAGUUACGUUAGCUUGAAUCUGCAUCUCUUUGAGCUGAAAAAUGUUUUCUUUAAAUGCUGACAGCACAGAUAUUAGUGUGGUAUAUAACCUCAACAAAGAAAGCAAACAUGUUUUAAGUAAACCAGACUAAACGUAACAAUACCAUUCUUGUUUCCUGGCUCUGUGUGCCGAGCUUCAAGUUACGUUAGCUGGAAUCUGCAAUGUCUGUCACUUUUAAAAGAAACAGAUUUCUCUAAAAACAGAAAUGUGAUAUAGCUGCAGUUUGAUGGAGAUUUUUCACUGUUAAACAGUCACAUGAAAAAGGAUGAAAUGUUUUGAAGGAGUAAAAGUUGGUCUUUUAAGAUAGCUGUUUACCUCAGUUACCACUCUGUAUGUAGAGCUAUGCUAACCACUGAUGGACCUACUGUAUCUCUGUGUGCAGAUUAAACUUUUAAACAACA
This is a messenger RNA of Xyrichtys novacula (pearly razorfish), 67872 nucleotides long. The record is from the annotation of a GenBank genome assembly. NCBI's taxonomy places the organism in Eukaryota, Metazoa, Chordata, Actinopteri, Labriformes, Labridae.